Coregonus sp. 'balchen' is the source of this 59368-nucleotide messenger RNA. The record is from the annotation of a GenBank genome assembly. NCBI's taxonomy places the organism in Eukaryota, Metazoa, Chordata, Actinopteri, Salmoniformes, Salmonidae.
AUUCCAUGAGGAAAGGAUGAGCGUGGGGAGGAGGAGGAAAGAGGAGGAUGUUCUCCUUUUCACUCCGGUGUCGACUCGGGAUCAUCAGAGGGAGGACCAAAGGUAAUGCGAUUAGAAAGCAUACAUUGUUUCUUCUUACUUUUUUAUCAAAUCCAAACGGCCUGAAGUUCAUUGGGUUUUUAUCUACUGCUAUUGUAUUGUGUGUACUGCUUCAGCCUGAGGAUGUGUUUUACAGUCCUGAGAGGGUGCACCGGUGCAGCAGGAUUGUAUAUGCCUAAUGUAAACCAGUAUCUGCUAGUAAUGAAAGAGAUGAACCUUUUUGAAUGACAGUGGGCCAAGUUUGAGAGCUGACAUUCCUCCAAAAUGAUAGGGGUGAGAUCCCGGUAGUUAAGGGUAGUAGUGGAAUGAUCACCUAUGAAUUACUUGUUUAUUUCUAAGGGAUUUGCAUAAGAAUUUCACUUCUCAUGGCUAUUCUGUUUUGUCAAAAUCUAUUAAUAGGAUAACCUAUUUUAAACAUGAGAUUAAGUAGUUUUCCUCAGAUAGAGCCAUAUUUUACCUUUGGUUGACGUUUGGCGUACCUUGCAGGUGAACAUUGUACUGUGAUUAUGUGACCAUGUCUCCCUGAAUUAUGACUGUGUCAUGUUCACCGCACCUGGCCCAUCUUGUAAGUAAUCCUGUGAUCUGUGUGUUGACUCAAAUCUCUUUAAUCUCGAAUGCAUUCAUUUGGGAGUUUUAUUUGCAACUACAACUGAUAGCCAUAAGAUGGCAGUAUGAUCAACUGCAGCAUGGUAGAAAAUGUACUGCGCUAGCCUUGGAUGGGGAAUAUUUAAUAUUAUAGCUUUACUGUACUUUCAAUCCUUAUAUGAGAGGUUAUUAUUUCACUCAGGUACUUGUCAAGUGAGAAUGUUACAUCUAAUUUGUCUUAGUUCUAUAUAAGCACUAUAUCAUAAUGGAAGUUUCAAGUGUAAGGCAAUAGCACUGUUUUAUACACAUUUUAAACAACCAAUUGUGUGUUGAAUCUAAAAUCGAUUGCAUAUUGCUUUCAAGCAUAAUGUUAAAAAAUAUAUAUUGACUCACUAUUAAAUCCGUUUAUUGGCAUUGAAUGUGUAAUUUGUUCUCUCUGGUCUAUAUGUUGAAUGUUUUCAACUGCCCAGAACUACACUGAGUGGGUGUGCUUCUACUGCUAUACAUAAUUACCCUAAUUCUGUUGCCUAGUGUGUUCCCCUGUGUUUUUAUCAGACCAACUCACAGCUCUGUGUCUCCUGUUCCUCUUUAUUCUGUAAGAAAUUAAUUAGUUUUGCUCUGAAACACCACAGAGUAAAUGGGGUAUUAAGGACGAAACUCUCUGAGGAAAUUAUCUACGCCAAAGAGUGUUGUGUCCACUGGAAAGAGCCGACUAAUUAGGUGACAUGCUACAAUGAAGAGAAACACGGGGAGCGUUUGUUUGUAAUUGUUUGAUGUAUCUCUGGUCAGGGCUAUGCAUCAUAGACUCUAUGAAUCUAUGCGUUCUUGGGCUCAAGGAUGUAUUUGCACGGCACAUGAAGACUUAAUUUACUCACACAUUUAUUUGUACUUGAGCACAUCUGUGUGGACAUUUUUGUCAGUGUUGUUUAGUACUUUUGUGUGGUCUUUGACGCCAUUUCCCUACUCUCAGACUAUGACAAAAGUUCCUUGGGGGGGAUUGUCAGGCCUUAAUGCAGGGCAACAGAUUGGGGGGGGGGGGGGGGGGGGGAGUGGUGAGCAUGUGAGGGUAACAAAUGGACAGACAGGUGUGGCUCUCAGUCAGUCAGCGGCCAUGUUAACCCCUCUCUGUAUGUGUCUGGGUGGAUGGCAGACAGCAGCAGAGAGGCAGUGGGGCAAAGAGCCCUCUCACCCAGAAAAGGGAACAUGAGAUGUUCAGCACUCCACAGAUUGAAAGAGAGAAAGCAUAUCGUUGGUUUGAUUUAUAUCCAUUGCAGCCAAAUGGCUGAUAUAAAGGACAGAAUUCUAUGGUCAGCAGUUCAGAGAAAUCACAGUCUCUUUUGGCUUUGUAGCGGCAUGCAUAUACAUUUAUUGGUAGUGAUGCUCUUGUAUAAGCAGAUAAUAAUCACUGUGAUGAGCCUAUGGAAUGUGAGGUGGAAUUGAAUGCAUGUGAGGGGAAAAGCUGCAGGCAUUAGCUAGCCAGUGUGUGUGUGGGUGGGUGGGAUAACUAUGUUGGUACAGUAAGAUGGUCACUGCUUAUGUGUCGACUAGUGUGGGAAAUGUGUGGCUGAUAUUGUAUGGGCUCAAAGCGACACUGGAUGUGGGGGUGGCAUUGAUUGUGUUCUUGACUAUAGGGAGUGUGUGGGUGUGUGUGAGAGAGAGAGAGAGAGAGAGAAAGUGAGUGUGUAUGCACUGUUUGUGUUUGUGCGCGUGUGCAUGCAUGCGCGUGUGUGCAGGGGGUGUGACUGUGUCGUGUGUGGGGAGGGUGUGUGAUUGCUUCAUCACACCCCUCUGGCAGAGACCCUCUCCGACACACUCACUGAGGCUGUGUGUGUGUGUGUGUGACGGUUGGUGUGUGUGAGCUGGUAUGUGAGUGUGUGAAUGAGGGGGAUGAUUAAUCCUCUGGAAUAGGAAGAGUAACCAGGAAUACCUCUAAAGGAACCUCAGCAUGGUGGGAGGAAUAGAAGGAGAGAUGAGGAUUCCUUUGGUGCUUUGAUCAUUUAGUGCCCUGCUUUCCGUCUGUCUGUGGGAAUUACUUAUUACAGCAAGAAGAUAACUGUUUGUUACCAAGCUUAAACAGUUAAUGGGCAAAAACAUGGAUCAGGCUUUGUUAUCUGCAAUAAAUAAAGAUAUGCUUCAACUAGACCAGUGACAUGAAGAGAAGAAGACUGGGUUUCUGAGGACAGACCGACAGACAAUAUUUGAGGACAGACAGACAGACAGUAUUUGAGGACAGACAGACAGACAGACAGACAUUAUUCCCAGGGGCAGCUCGCUGGGUCCGCUGGCCACUACAACAGAACAGCUACUUUCCUCUCAAGUCGGAUGUUUUGACAGGACUGCAGACAUGCUGUGUGGUCUGAGGAGAGAGGCGAAGAAUAGCAGCAUCGGUAAGACUGCCUUAAACUCUGACUGGAACCAUAUGAAUGAAUAUCACAGACAUCAUAUAGCUAGCUAUAUGUACUGUAGCUGUGUAGUUAGUGUGUAAUGUAUGUCAUAUGUGCUACAGUAUACUCUAGUGCUACACCCUAGUAGUGUAAUUGUCAUAGUAAUGGAUUUAUGACUAUCGUUAACACCUGUAAUAGUAUUUACUAUAGAGUGUAGUGAUGCAUGCUGUUCAACUGAGGAGCAUCAACUUCCUGCUUUUGUACCUGUGGUUGUCAGCCUUCUGUCAUUAGAAAUUAGUUGAUAAUCUGGGAAUGUGAUAACUUUUUCCUACAUUUGUACACAGAUUAAUUCAGAUUGUUUGAUAUUUAUUAAACUUUUUGAAUGACAGCUCUGUCAAGUACCAGUUUACUUACAGUAUAUUUAUUACUUAGCUAAUAAGGCACAGCAGACGUAAAUGCCAUUUGAUUAAAGCCAGACAGUACUAAAUAUCAGGCUGCAGUCUGAAAUGGGGGCUGAUAUAGCAAUGCAAACUGGGUCUACUGGAGCCCAGUUUAUAAAUAAUGUUUUACCUCUGAAAAUAGCAUUUUGAUUUCAUACCCAUUAUCAGAGCGGCCCCCACAUUUAACCUACAUUCUGAUUGGUUCUGAGGGAGAUAGCAUACGGUGCCCUGAAUUACAUUCAGAGUUAAUUGACUCUGCAGAAAUACAUGGGGGUGACUAUAGUUUUUUUACUUUCAGUAAUGUUGUAAGUACAGUCCUGUUUGCAGAUCUCAGUGUAUGUUAUUGCAGUUCUGCUCUUGAUCCUUGAGCCACAGACAGUAGCUGAGUAUUCCCUCUGCCAAGACAGCAUGCUUCUACCAGCAGAAUCGUGCUGUGCCAUACCCAGUUAAUUGUUGUUGCUCAGGCCAGGGGAGCUUUUUGUUUUGGCUGCUAAAUUGAUUAAACCAAUUAAAUCAGUCACAUAUUUAGUCUAUGAUUGGCCUGUCAGGAUCACUAAUGGUGUUUCUAAACUGGUGCAAAUGGCUAGGUGCUAGAGAGGCUGUAUGUAAAAUAUAGUGGGAUCCAGUCAGGAGUAGCGCGUGGGGUCUUUGUAACCCAGAGCAAACGUUGCCUUUUGACUGCAAUGACAGCUGCUGGACUGUCAGGGCCCUUGGGAAGCUGGGGGAUUACAACGCUGUUGCCUGUCCCAAUGUGUCUUUGAUGUGUCACACUAACUGUGUGUGUGUGCAUGCGUGUGCCCGCGUGUGUGCGCGUGUGGCCGCCGUGCGCGUAUGAUCUAAGGCUGUUCAACAGGAUAGUUGUGCAAGGAAGUGAAUAGAAGGUGAUACAUUAUCAUAGUAUGCACAUUCCUACAUACCCUUGAGUUUUGUUUUUGUCAACUCUCAAUAUGUUUGAUUUUUAUAUUAUUUCUGCAGAUUUUUCACAGUUAACAUGUGGCUUUAUCAAUCUCCACAAUGAUAUGGAGUGCAUCUCAAAAUACAUAUAUUCUCCUAGUCUCUUUCCUUCAAAUGCACUGAUCUGAAAAUAUAGGAAAGCUGAAAGACAAUGAUUGAUACAGUACCUACCAGUACCAGGUAGUUGUUUGCACCAGAUGAAAGAAAACAGGCAAGGAGAAGAACCAUUUAAGACUAGUGAGAUACACCCCAUGUUAUUUUGUCUUUGUGCAAAUUAGUUCAGUGCAUGAAAAUAAUGAAAAUAUAUAAUUUUUCCCUUUUUGACCAGAGGCUGGCCCCAUUGAAUAUUGAUGAUGUGAAUUUAGUUAUGGGUGAUGUGAUAUUAUGCAUGAUGGAUGAUUAUCAAAUCAAAUCAAAUCAAAUUUUAUUGGUCACAUGCGCCGAAUACAACAGGUGCAGACAUUACAGUGAAAUGCUUACUUACAGCCCUUAACCAACAGUGCAUUUAUUUUUAACGAAAAAAGUAAAAAUGAAACAACAACAAAAAAAGUGUUGAGAAAAAAAGAGCAGAAGUAAAAUAAAAUAACAGUAGGGAGGCUAUAUAUACAGGGGGGUACCGGUGCAGAGUCAAUGUGCGGGGGCACCGGCUAGUUGAGAUAGUUGAAGUAAUAUGUACAUGUGGGUAGAGUUAAAGUGACUAUGCAUAAAUAAUUAACAGAGUAGCAGCAGCGUAAAAAGGAUGGGGUGGGGGGGCAGUGCAAAUAGUCCGGGUAGCCAUGAUUAACCUCCGGUACCGCUUGCCGUGCGGUAGCAGGGAGAACAGUCUAUGACUAGGGUGGCUGGAGUCUUUGACAAUUUUGAGGGCCUUCCUCUGACACCGCCUGGUAUAGAGGUCCUGGAUGGCAGGAAGCUUGGCCCAAGUGAUGUACUGGGCCGUACGCACUACCCUCUGUAGUGCCUUGCGGUCGGAGGCCAAGCAGUUGCCAUACCAGGCGGUGAUGCAACCAGUCAGGAUGCUCUCGAUGGUGAAGCUGUAGAAUUUUAUGAGGAUCUGAGGACCCAUGCCAAAUCUUUUCAGUCUCCUGAGGGGGAAUAGGCUUUGUCGUGCCCUCUUCACGACUGUCUUGGUGUGUUUGGACCAUGAUAGUUCGUUGGUGAUGUGGACACAAAGGAACUUGAAGCUCUCAACCUGUUCCACUACAGCCCCGUCGAUGAGAAUGGGGGCGUGCUCAGAUUAGUCAUGAUACCAAAGUGGAUGAAGGGUUAAUUGAGUGCAGACAACAACACAGAACAGCAAUAACACCCACACAUGUGUCCAGGGUUGGGGAGUACAUGUAUCUAAAAAAUUUAAUAAAAAUAAUAAUCUACAGUGAGGGGAAAAAGUAUUUGAUCCCCUGCUGAUUUUGUACGUUUGCCCACUGACAAAGAAAUUAUCAGUCUAUAAUUUUAAUGGUAGGUUUAUUUGAACAGUGAGAGACAGAAUAACAACAACAAAAUCCAGAAAAAACGCAUGUCAAAAAUGUUAUAAAUUGAUUUGCAUUUUAAUGAGGGAAAUAAGUAUUUGACCCCCUCUCAAUCAGAAAGAUUUAUGGCUCCCAGGUGUCUUUUAUACAGGUAACUAGCUGAGAUUAGGAGCACACUCUUAAAGAGAGUAAUCUCAGUUUGUUACCUGUAUAAAAGACACCUGUCCACAGAAGCAAUCAAUCAAUCAGAUUCCAAACUCUCCACCAUGGCCAAGACCAAAGAGCUCUCCAAGGAUGUCAGGGACAAGAUUGUAGACCUACACAAGGCUGGAAUGGGCUACAAGACCAUCGCCAAGCAGCUUGGUGAGAAGGUGACAACAGUUGGUGCGAUUAUUCGCAAAUGGAAGAAACACAAAAGCACUGUCAAUCUCCCUCGGCCUUGGGCUCCAUGCAAGAUCUCACCUCGUGGAGUUGCAAUGAUCAUGAGAACGGUGAGGAAUCAGCCCAGAACUACACGGGAGGAUCUUGUCAAUGAUCUCAAGGCAGCUGGGACCAUAGUCACCAAGAAAACAAUUGGUAACACACUACGCCGUGAAGGACUGAAAUCCUGCAGCGCCCGCAAGGUCCCCCUGCUCAAGAAAGCACAUAUACAUGCCCGUCUGAAGUUUGCCAAUGAACAUCUGAAUGAUUCAGAGGAGAACUGGGUGAAAGUGUUGUGGUCAGAAGAGACCAAAAUGGAGCUCUUUGGCAUCAACUCAACUCGCCGUGUUUGGAGGAGGAGGAAUGCUGCCUAUGACCCCAAGAACACCAUCCCCACCGUCAAACAUGGAGGUGGAAACAUUAUGCUUUGGGGGUGUUUUUCUGCUAAGAGGACAGGACAACUUCACCGCAUCAAAGGGACGAUUGACAGGGCCAUGUACCGUCAAAUAUUGGGUGAGAACCUCCUUCCCUCAGCCAGGGCAUUGAAAAUGGGUCGUGGAUGGGUAUUCCAGCAUGACAAUGACCCAAAACUCACGGCCAAGGCAACAAAGGAGUGGCUCAAGAAGAAGCACAUUAAGGUCUCGGAGUGGCCUAGCCAGUCUCCAGACCUUAAUCCCAUAGAAAAUCUGUGGAGGGAGCUGAAGGUUCGAGUUGCCAAACGUCAUGCUCGAAACCUUAAUGACUUGGAGAAGAUCUGCAAAGAGGAGUGGGACAAAAUCCCUCCUGAGAUGUGUGCAAACCUGGUGGCCAACUACAAGAAACGUCUGACCUCUGUGAUUGCCAACAAGGGUUUUGCCACCAAGUACUAAGUCAUGUUUUGCAGAGGGGUCAAAUACUUAUUUCCCUCAUUAAAAUGCAAAUCAAUUUAUAACAUUUUUGACAUGCAUUUUUCUGGAUUCUUUUGUUGUUAUUCUGUCUCUCCCUGUUCAAAUAAACCUACCAUUAAAAUGAUAGACUGAUCAUUUCUUUGUCAGUGGGCAAACGUACAAAAUCAGCAGGGGAUCAAAUACUUUUUCCCCUCACUGUAUUACAUGACCAGCAAAACUAUUGUAAUCAGAUUACAGAUACUUUUGAAAAAAUAGAUGAUUAGGCUACUUCUAGGGUUACUUUUAAAUGCAGAAAUGAUGUUUGCGAAAAAAUACUUUGACACCUUUAUGUUUUCUCAAUGACAUUCAAAUCAGCAUUGAAAAAAUGCACAAGUUUAAGAUUGUUCUGCCUGAGCAAGUCUGACCACAAGGCAGAGACUACUAUGGCUGCAUUUACACAGGCAGCCCAAUUCUGAUAAAUGUUUCCCUAAUUGGUCUUUUGACCAAUCAGAUCAGCUCUGAAAAAGAUCUGAUGUCAAAAGAUCUGAUGUGAUUUGUCAAAAGACCAAUAGUGAACAAAAAAUAUCAGAAUUGUGCUGCCUGUAUAAACGUAGCCUAUGAUGACACACUAAAUGUGUUUGAUGGAUCGCAGGUUAAAGAGCAGGAAUAGGUUUUUGUAGGCUACAGUGCAAGCUACAGUAUGUCCUCCAAUGGUGCGACUGCUGUCGGCAUCAAAGACUAUUAUUAUAUUAUGACCAACUUGAACAAGCGCUUGGAGGUAUUACGACAGCAGUGGUUUAGCCUACGGGUGAUACGGAUAUCACUUAGGCCUAUUAGCCUACUGAUAUCUACAUAGCAAUUAGGACUAUGUGAAUCACGUUGCUGCUCUCUCAAUUAUUCGCGCCUUACUGAUUGUGGUUGUUGUGGAUGGCCGUUCACAAAUGUAUAGGUGUAUUUUACCCCGAUAAUGGUUGAAUUGAAGAAAUGUAGGCUAAGUUGUCCAUCAAUCAUUGUUAAUGGGACCGGUGGACAGAGACAGCCAGUGAAAAAUGCGCUCUUGCAACAGCUGCAUAGUGCGGAUCCCAGCCUAUGGAAUAAAAAUUUGAGGGAGUUCCUAACUCCUCUGUGGUAUAGUGCUCCAUACAUACUGUCAAAAACGAGUAGGGCUCUCAAAAAAAAAAGUCCAAAGGCCGAAACUCGCGCACUUUUGAUAGACUUCCAACAGCUGCAAAUGAUUGAGAUCUCAAAGUGUCACCCAUAGAGAUCCUAUUAAAGAUGUCUCUACCUUUUUGCCCUACGUGCUGUUGUCUGUGCCUAACAGUGUUUGUACCAUGUUUGUGCUGCUACGAUGUUGUGCUGCUGCCAUGUUGGGUUGCUACCAUGUUGUGUUGUCAUGGUGUGUUGCUGCCAUGUUGUGUUGUUGUCUUAGGUCUCUCUUUAUGCAGUGUUGUGGUGUCUCUCUUGUCAUGAUGUGUGUUUUCUCCUACAUUAUUUUGUUUAUUUUUUAUCCCAGCCCCUGUCCCCGCAGGAGAUCUUUGACUUGCCUAGUUAAAUUAAGGUUAAAUAAUAUAAAUAAAAACAAAGUAUUCUAAUUCCUAAUUCUAUGGUGUCACCAACAAAAAUGUAAACAAUAAGCCUAUAGCAAAUGCAGCAAAUGGCAUUAAUUUUUCACAUGCAAUGGAAAUAGGCUAGCACUUUUCGGUAGUGUUCAAAGCAUGCCAUUCCAUGAGAGCAGCAUUUCUUUUUCAACCAUGUUUUGAAGCAAUGAGCCCAAUCAGUCCUCCAUGACAACAACAGAGUAGGCCUUAGUUUUUGGGUUAUGUUCAGGUAAAACAAUUAGACUAAUCUAUAUUUCCAUAUUUCCAAGUCCUAUUCUUGAAGAUCAAGGGGUAUUUAAUUAAUUGGAAUGACUGGUAAUCUGACAGACAUUGGUUUUUUAUGUAAAUAUAUAGCCUAAUCGUUGUAUUAUCUGUAUUGAAGUAUAGAGCAAUGGGUUAGAAGCCUACAUAUUUUUUUUAUUUUUUUAUUUUUUUCACCUUUAUUUAACCAGGUAAGCCAGUUGAGAACAAGUUCUCAUUUACUACUGCGACCUGGCCAAGAUAAAGCAAAGCAGUGUGAUAAAAACAACAACACAGAGUUACAUAUGGGGUAAAAAAACAUAAAGUCAAAAAAUACAACAGAAAAUAUAUAUACAGUGUGUGCAAAUGUAGCAAGUUAUGGAGGUAAGGCAAUAAAUAGGCUAUAGUGCAAAAUAAUUACAAUUAGUAUUAACACAUAAUGCAUAAAGUAAAAUGCAACAUCCAUGUAGGUGCCAUUCAAUUGGUAAUAUUCAUGUUUGUCUUCUUCUAAUGCCUAUUAAGGGGAAAGUAAUCAAAAAGUAAUCUGAUUACAUUACAGAGUUUGGGUAAUCCAAAAGUUACGUUGCUGAUUACAAUUUUGGACAGGUAACUAGUAACUGUAACGGAUAACAUUUAGAAAGUAACCUACCCAACCCUGCACAUGUCAUCAUGACAAUCCUGCCUAUGGCAUAACAACAGGAUAUCACUAAAUUAGCAUUUCGUUUUUCAUCACCAAUAGUGUUACAUGUAGCAUUGUACUGUAGAUAUAACUCAGCAAGUGAGUGGAAAAUCGGCGUUCAAUCAAUAAUAUGAAUAGUGCUUUUGUAUGUAUUUAUUAUUUUGGAGCAAGAGUUUGCCCGACUCUCUGCCAAUAGCAGCUAGCUUUCAGUUUACACAUCCCUCCCAUUAGGCUCCUCCAAUUAGGCCCUUCUCUCAGACCACUCCCAGACAGUCCUAGCAAGAUUCUUGCUUGAGAAAUUGCAUUUUGCUAAGAAGCUAUUUUUGUUUCUUUUUGACCAUUUUAAUUGCAAACAGUCACAGUAAGGUACUUAAUUGUUACCCAGACAUUAUUUGAUAUUGACAUAAAAACAGCUGCAUUGGACCUUUACAGUGGCUUGCGAAAGUAUUUACCCCCUUGGCAUUUUUCCUAUUUUGUUGCCUUACAACCUGGAAUUUAAAUGGAUUUUUGGGGGGUUUGUAUCAUUUGAUUUACACAACAUGCCUACCACUUUAAAGAUGCAAAAUAUUUUUUAUUGUGAAACAAAUAAGAAAUAAGACAAAAAAACAGAAAACUUGAGCGUGCAUAACUAUUCACCCCCCCAAAGUCAAUACUUUGUAGAGCCACCUUUUGCAGCAAUUACAGCUGUAAGUCUCUUGGUGUAUGUCUCUAUAAGCUUGGCACAUCUAGCCACUGGGAUUUUUGCCCAUUCUUCAAGGCAAAACUGCUCCAGCUCCUUCAAGUUGGAUGGAUUCCGCUGGUGUACAGCAAUCUUUAAGUCAUACCACAGAUUGUCAAUUGGACUUCCAAGACAUUUCAAUGUUUCCCCUUAAACCACUCGAGUGUUGCUUUAGCAGUAUGCUUAAGGUCAUUGUCCUGCUGGAAGGUGAACCUCCGUCCCAGUCUGAAAUCCCUGGAAGACUGAAACAGGUUUCUCUCAAGAAUUUCCCUGUAUUUAGCGCCAUCCAUCAUUCCUUCAAUUCUGACCAGUUUCCCAGUCCCUGCCGAUGAAAAACAUCCCCACAGCAUGAUGCUGCCACCACCAGUGUUCUCGGGAUGAUGAGAGGUGUUGGGUUUGCGCCAGACAUAGCGUUUUCCUUGAUGGCCAAAAAGCUCAAAUUGAGUCAUCAGACCAGAGUACCUUCUUCCAUAUGUUUGGGGAGUAUCCCACAUGCCUUUUGGCAAACACCAAACGUGUUUGCUUAUUUUUUCUUUAAGCAAUGGCUUUUUUCUGGCCACUCUUCCGUAAAGCCCAGCUCUGUGGAGUGUACGGCUUAAAGUGGUCCUAUGGACAGAUACUCCAAUAUCUGCUGUGGAGCUUUGCAGCUCCUUCAGGGUUAUUGUUGGUCUCUUUGUUGCCUCUCUGAUUAAUGCCCUCCUUGCCUGGUCCGUGAGUUUUGGUGGGCGGCCCUCUCUUGGCAGGUUUGUUGUGGUGCCAUAUUCUUUCCAAUGUUUUAUAAUGGAUUUAAUGGUGCUCCGUGGGAUGUUCAAAGUUUCUGAUAUUUUUUAUAACCCAAUCCUGAUCUGUACUUCUCCACAACUUUGUCCCUGACCUGUUCGGAGAGCUCCUUGGUCUUCAUGGUGCCGCUUGCUUGGUGGUGCCCCUUGCUUAGUGGUGUUGCAGACCCUUGCUUAGUGGUGUUGCAGGCCUUUCAGAACAGGUGUAUAUAUACUGAGAUCAUGUGACACUUAGAUUGCACACAGGUGGACUUUAUUUAACUAAUUAUGUGACUUCUGAAGGUAAUUGGUUGCACCAGAUCUUAUUUAUGGGCUUCAUAGCAAAGGGGGUGAAUACAUAUGCACGCACCACUUUUCCGUUAUUUAUCUUAUAUAAAUUUUUUUAACAAGUCAUUUUUUCCAUUUCACUUCACCAAUUUUGACUAUUUUGUGUAUGUCCAUUACAUGAAAUCCAAAUAAAAAUGCAUUUAAAUUACAGGUUGUAAUGCAACAAAAUAGGAAAAACACCAAGGGGGAUGAAUACUUUUGCAAGUCACUGUAAGUGUGUAAUAUGCUGUUUAAAUCACUUGGUUGAAAAGGUAGUCCUCAGUGGACUGGAUUAAGGAAGUGCAGCGUCAGAUUUCUCAUCAUCACGAAUGCUGACAUACCGACGCUGCUGUAUCCAGCUUCAAACAGCCAGGCAGGGCAGGGCCACUGCUAAUCUGGGCCCAGUGCUGCUGUGGCAGAAAUGGCUCCCACUGUAAAGAGAAGAUCAUAGAGGAACAGAUAGAACAUUUCCUGGUUUCCUCUGUAGCAGCUGUUGUACAUUACUGAAAAUGGUUGUAUUCUCCACAUGCCUGAACAAUCCAUUAACAACAACAUGUUCCCUCAAGAGUAUUUCCCAGCUCUAACGUAUACUGUACGCACCAUCUUGGUGCAGACAUAAUGUUUCGCUGCAGGUAGAAGAUGCCUGUGGACACAAAUCUAGGAUCAGCUCCUCCAAAUCUAAAUUUUAACCAUUAGGUAGAACAUGGCAACAUUAUCUUCAGAUCCGCGUCUAUUGGGGCAAAUUCCCCUUACUCCUAAUGUGUCUAAUAGGGGUUAUCUGUGUGGCUUCUGUCUCACACUAAAACUAGCUGUCUUGAUCUCUUGACCCCUCCCACUAUGUUACCGUGGAAACAGAGCUUGUUGGAGGAGUUUCUUCCUGUUGUACCUCUCUCUAAUGUCCACACUCCCUCUAAUGGGGAUCAAAGGGUUAAACAAGGCCCUGGCAGCUAUCAGCAUAUGGCCAGGGGAUGUGUUGGUGUCAGGUUCCCCCCUCCUCCCUCUCCUCUCUCAGGAGACACAUUCCUCAGAUACCGUAGUAGUUCUCCAAACAUCCAGACUAUUCACCAAAUGUUCCUUUCAUUGUUCCAGAUGACGGGCCCUACUCUAAGGGCAGCAAGGACUCUGGAGGGACCGACCAUGCCUCCAGGAGACGCAGUAUUGCAGGUACAGUGGGGUUACACCUUACUGUGACUUUCAGUGAUUCCACUGUUUCUCCUCUGUGGUACCAUGUCCAAUAUUUUCAGCCUUACUCUCUCCAAGAUGUAAGGAUAUCUGAAGGAGUAAUGCUUUUCAAUGGAAUUGUUUGAUCACACAUGUUCCAUCACGCCUGCGCUGCGUUGGUUGAUAGAUGUAGCACUGUUUUGAAUAUCUUGUGCUGUAGUGCUUAGAUAAGGAGGAAAUAUGCCUAUGUAGCAUACCUGUCGUUGUAGACUAAAGGAGUCCUCUCCCUCUGUGGACUUCAUUUAGCAUGAUUUAACAGCACAGCACAAUGUGGCCAGAGCCAGAGACAGAAUGGGACCACGCACAUAACCUCCACAAUAAACUACAGCAUCUGAAGGCACUACGACUAGCUAUCCAUCAGAAGCCCAUUUAACCUAAAUUCUGUUCAUUUACGAAUCAGUAAAAUGUUCCUUUUCUGUCAAGAUUUAUUUUUUCAAUUAAUUCACUGAAUUCCAUCCCAUUAUGGUGAAUGUACUGAGUUUAUAUGGAGCUGACCCCAUCCCCCUAUCCAUGACAUCCAUCCGUUUAUAUGGAGCUGACACCAUCCCCUAUCCAUGACAUCCAUCAUCAGAGAGAAGAGGGAGGGGGAGAGAGAGAGGAGAGAGAGAAAGUGAGUCAAACAGAGAGAGAUAAUGAGGGGUAGAGAAAGAAACAGAACGUCAGAGGCAGAGAUAAUGAAGACGUGUUUGUAACUGUUCAGACAAACAGACUGUGUCCCAGAUGGAUGCUGACUGUGACUCUGUACAUCCACUGUUCCUCCUGUGUGUCCCUGUGUGUCCCUGUGUGUCCCUGUGUGUUCCUGUGUGUCCCUGUGCGUCCCUGUGCGUCCCUGUGCGUCCCUGUGUGUCCCUGUGCAUCCCUGGUGUCCCUGUGUGUCCCUGUGCAUUCCUGUCCCCCCCGUGCAUCCCUGUGCGUCCCUGUGUGUCCCUGUGUGUCCCUGUGUGUUCCUGUGUGUCCCUGUGUGUCCCUGUGUGUUCCUGUGUGUCCCUGUGUGUCCCUGUGCAUUCCUCUGUCCCCCUGUGCAUCCCUGUGCGUCCCUGUGCGUCCCUGUGCGUCCCUGUGUGUCCCUGUGCGUCCCUGUGUGUCCCUGUGUGUUCCUGUGUGUUCCUGUGUGUCCCUGUGUGUCCCUGUGUGUUCCUGUGUGUCCUUGUGUGUCCCUGUGUGUCCCUGUGUGUGUGUGUAGAAGACUACCGGGGCGUGACCACCGUGGACCUGAUGAAGAGGGAGGGCAGUAGCCUGGGCCUCACCAUCUCCGGGGGGUGCGAUAAGGACGGCAAGCCCAGAGUGUCAAACCUGCGGCCAGGUGGGCUAGCUGCCAGGUGAGAUCUCCACUGGGAUAACACAUCCUUAACCUGGCAACCGCAGCGAGCUGUCUGCAUGUGUUACCCACACCAUCCACACUGUAAUACACCAUCUCACCCUAACCUGGGGAUCAUAAACGCUGCAGGAGAUCAGCUGUUUACUGGGUGAUGUGGAACCUGGAACAGAUAUUCCACCAGAGCACAGUCUAGGAGAGGGACUCCUAUGUUAAUAAACAAGAUAAAUAUGGAUGUUCCCACCUACUCGUGAAUCACACAAACUAAAUUAAAUUACAUCUUACUACAGUGAAUUAAUUUGUAUUAAGUUAAUGUAGAAAUAACAUUUUAAGCGACUACCUGCUUUAUUUAAUUGCCUCACAAAUUACUUCGUAUUCAUAAUGGUUUAAUGUUUAUAUUUUGGAGUGUGGAGCGAUGUUAUUUCAGUAAAGAUACUUGAAUUAACAUUCAAUUAAUAUAAUUUAUCCUUAUAUCAGCCACAAAAAAAAAAAAUGCAGUGGAAAGCUCUCUCACGCUUCAGAGUGACUAAGCGGCAUGUGACUGCAGCCUCUCAUCUUUAUUACUCUCACACACACACACACACACACACACACACACACAUUAAAUACUGGAAAAUUACAUUCUUUCUGCCACCACAGAAGUGUCUCAGUAUAGAAUGUGGUCGACCGACUAGACAUGAAAAUCAUGAUAUUGCUUAACAGCUUAUCUCACUACUAUUAUAACCAUUACACCACUGGCCUGUUUCCUGGUCGACUCGGUUGGUCUCAUAUUCAGAAUAAAUCUAUGUUGAGAUGAGAGCGUAUGACCGUGUUUGGUAGGCUCAUGCUGAUAUGUGUGUCCUGAGUCACUGUAGCGAUUGGCAGUAGCCCAGAGGUGUAGCAGAGCAGCACAUCUAUUUAGUUAGUAUCCAAAUGAGCAUCGUGUUGACUCACAAUGUCACAUGGGAGACAUCAUGUGAAACAUGUCUCUCAUCUCUGUCUGUCUGUCUGUCUGUCUGUCUGGAGAAUUCAAGCGUUGCGUCUAUUUGCAUAGUAUUAUAAUUAGACAGACUAUCUGCUGCAAAGAUGCCAAACAUUGGUCAUGACAGGACAGUGAUGAAGAUACACAACAACGUUCUGAAGCCAUGAAUCAGGAGAUUAGAUGUUGUUUUCAGAGUCUAUCAUUAGGGGGCCAGGAGUUCUUCCUAAACAUGUGACCCAACCAACCCAGAGUUAUUCCCUGGCUAAGUGACAUGGUCAGGAAAAACUCUUCAAGCAACAUCUUCAAUCUUCUCUGCUGGGGAUGUGCUGCAUUGUAGAUCUAUCUGAGUGCCUCUAUCGCUCCUUGUAGGAGUGACCAGCUGAAUGUGGGAGACUACAUCAAGUCUGUGAAUGGCAUCAACCUGUCCAAGCUCCGCCACGAUGAGAUCAUCAGCCUGCUGAAGAACAUAGGGGAACGUGUGGUUCUGGAAGUGGAGUACGAACUACCUCCCUUUGGUAUGAGCACUUCUAGUGUGUAUAGGCCUGCAUCUAUUAUAGUAGUUCUAUAAUAUCCAUAUAUUUUCAAAUAACAUCUACGGUAGUGCAGAUAAGGUCAACAUAGCUUGCCUUUGUUCUUGGCUGAAAAAGCUUCCAAUUGUCUCUGUUGUUGUCUUCUCAUAAUGGGACAUUAUUCCAGUACAGUAGUUGUCAAUCUAUUUCUGGACUGUGACCCAGCAAGUAAACAAACUAAUCAUAAUCCCAGUGGAGGCUGGUGUCAUUUUCAAUCGGAGGACACGCUCAUUAUAAUGGCCCAAAUGGAAUGAAUGGAAUGUGUUUGAUGUCUUUGAUACCUUUCCAUUCAUUCUGUUCCAGCCAUGAGCCGUCCUCCCUUCACUGGAUGAUCCCGUUUUGACCCAUAAGGACCAAAACAGCAACCCAGCAAUGGGUCGCAACUCACAUUGGCAGUUAACACUAACCCUAAACCCAAGGACCCUGUACAGCAAACGAGAGGGGGAAAAAAUGAAGAUAAAGCAAUUAAAACUAAGGUUAAAACACUGAAUGUGAAUCAUGAAUGUGACAGUUGUGCUCUCUCUCCCCCUCUCUAUUUUCAGUCCAGAACGCUCCCUCAGGUGUCAUAGCUAAGACCAUAGAGGUGUGCCUAUACAAGGAGGGCAACAGCUUUGGAUUCGUCAUGAGAGGUGGGCAUCAUUCAGUCUGUUAGAAUGCACAGUGUGUAUAAUGAAGGGUGGCAGAGGAUGAAAGAUUGAACCUGAUCGUGUGUGUGUGUGUGUUCUGCUUCUCUAGGAGGGUUCCAUGAAGACUGGCACAGGUCUCGUCCUCUGGUAGUGACCUACGUACGGCCCGGGGGUCCUGCUGAUAGGUAAAGACAUGCAGAGGUGUGUGUGUGUGUGCCCCUUAUGAGUAAUUUCACAUGAGUAAGUGAUUAAGAAGCUCUGGAGUGCCUCGUUUUCAGUGUAUGGAUCUGUGUGCAAUCUGUAGAGCUUGCUGGACUUGGUUUGCUCUUUGCCAUUUGUUUCAAUGGCAAAUGCUAUUGAAAAGAUGUAGUGAUGCCUGCCUCCCAGACCUAUGGAAAUGCAGUCAUGCAUUAAUGUUAUAUCCACAUUAACAGUAUAAAGAGCAAGCUUCAUCCUAAGGCUAGGGACUAGCUAGCUGAAUGCUGUACUGCACUGUUUCUGUCCAGGAUUUCUCAGAAUAUUGAGGGCAACAUACAUUGUAUAUACAUCGUAUAAAGAAAACAUUGACAUGGUGAGUGUACUAUACACCAUGAGAGAAUAUAUAGAUAUUAUUUAUGUUUAUUAAUUUAUGUUAAUUCAUUUCCUGAGAGGUCAGAGGUAGAAUCUAUCUUUUACCAGAGAGAGGACAUUGGGAGCUGUUUGUUGGCUAAAGAUGACUGUACUGCAAUGUCCAAAACACCUCUAUUCCUAGAGACAGCAAACAGAAAGAUGGUGACCAUGUGAUGUGUCUGUGUGGACAGAGUGCCUGUACUCACUGCCCUCUCCUUUACACACACUUAAGGGUUAGGGUUCUCUCCCCUCUCUCUCUCUCUCUCUCUCUCUCUGUCUCUCUACUAGAGAGGGCACACUGAAGGCUGGUGACCGCAUGCUGAGCGUGGACGGGAUGCCCUUAAACCGAGAGAAGCACGCUGAUGCCCUCACUAUGCUGAUGCAGUGUAGCCAGGAUGCCCUGUUCCUGAUUGAGUAUGACGUCUCUGUCAUGGGUGAGCACACACACGCUGGGCGGAGGGGGAAUAUGUGAGAAUACGGCAGGCAAGGCAACAUCACUCUGAGGGUAAAUAAUGCGCCCGUUCCACAAGAAUGUAUUAGAGCGAGUGUUAGCUGCGCACAAGCCGCCACUUUGGGAUUCACACGGCUCCAAAACAUGUCAACACUUCGUAGGAAUGGUACAGCAGGUACAUACAAUAAAACAAUAUAUACUCUACUGAUUCUAAUACAGAAGUCGACUCUAUAUCUUAUGGAAGUAAGACAAACCACCCAGAGGUUUAGGAUUGUUUUUUAAUCUUUCAUUUUGCAUGUUGGAUAGAACGGUUUUAUUCUUCUAAAUGAAGCAAAAAAGCAAAAACAGAGAUCUUUCAUAUACCCUAAUUAGCACUAGUGCUUCACAGUCAGUCAGACAGACAGACAGACAGACAGACAGAUAGACAGACGUUCCUGCCCCCGAAUGAGCCCCACAGAAGGAUGCAGAAUGUUGAGGAUCGAGAGCUUGCGUCAGUUUGGCAAGGUCAAAUGUAAAAUAGCUCUUCAGUCUGUUCUCCUCCAAUAUGUACAGUGCCUUCAGAAAGUAUGAAAAAUGUAUGCACUCACUAACUGUAAGUCGCUCUGGAUAAGAGCGUCUGCUAAAUGACUAAAAUGUAAUGUAAAUGUACUUAUUCCACAUUUUGUUGUGUUGCAGCCUGAAUUCAAAUAUUUUUUUAAUCUCUCCCAUCUACACACAAUACCCCGUAAUGACGAAGUGAAAACAUGUUUUUAGAAAUGUUUACAAGUGUAUUGAAAAUAAAAUACAGAAAUAUUUACGUAAGUAUUCACACCCCUGAGUCAAUACUUUGUAGAAGCUUACAGCUUUGAGUCGUCUUGGGUAUGUCUGUAUCAGCUUUGCACAUCUGGAUUUGGGGAUUUUUCUCCCAUUCUUCCUUGUAGAUUUUCUCAAGCUCUGUUAAGUAAGAUGGGGACCAGCAGUCUUUCCACAGAUUUUCAAUGGGAUUCAAGUCUGGGCUUUGGCUGGGCCACUCAAGGACUUUCAUAUUUUUGUUCAGAAGCCAUUCCAGCGUUUCUUUGGCUGUAUGCUUGGGGUCAUUGUCCUGUUGGAACGUAAAUCUUUGCCCCAGUCUGAGGUUGUUUGCACUCUAAAGCAGGUUCGCAUCAAGGAUUUGUCUGUAUUUGGCUCCAUUCUUUGAUCCCUUGAUCCUUACCAGUUUCCCAUUCCCUGCUGCUGAAAACCAUCCCCAUAGCAUGAAGCUGCCACCACCAUGCUUCACGAUAGGGAUGGUGUUAGACGGGUGAUGGGCUGUGCCUGGUUUUCUUCAGACAUAGCGCUUUGCAUUCAGGCCAAAGAGUUACAUUUUUGCCUCAUCAAACCACAUAAUAUUUUGCCUUAUCCUCUCAGAGUCUUCCACGUGUCUUUUUUCAAACUCUGUGCGUGCUGUCAUGUACCUUUUUCUCAGGAGUGGCUUCCGUCUGCUCACGCUCCCGUAAAGCCCAGAUUGGUGAAGUGCUGGAGAGACUGUUGUCCAUCUGGCAGGUUUUCCCAUCUCAGCCAAGGAACUCUGUAGUUCGGUCAGAGUGGUCAUUGGGUUCUUGGUCACCUCCCUGACAAAGAUCAUUCUUGCUGGGUGGCUCAGUUUGGUCGACGGCCAGCUCUAGGCAGAGUCUGGGUAGUUCUAUAUUUUUUCAAUUUCCCAAUGAUGGAGACCACUGUGCUCUUGGAAACUUUCAACACUCUAGAAAUUGUUUUCUACCCUUCCCCAGAUAUACAGUACCAGUAAAAAGUUUGGACACACCUACUCAUUCAAGGGUUUCUCUUUAUUUUUACUAUUUUCUACAUUUUAGAAUAAUAGUGAAGACAUCAAAACUAUGAAAUAACACAUAUGGAAUCAUGUAGUAACCAAAAGAGUGUUAAACAUAGCAAAAUAUAUUUUAUCUUUUAGAUUCUUCAAAGUAGCCAACCUUUGCCUUCAUGACAGCUUUGCACACUCUUGGCAUUCUCUCAACCAGCUUCAUGAGGAAUGCUUUUCCAAUAGGCUUAUAGAAGUUCCCACAUAUGCUGAGCACUUGUUGGCUGCUUUUCCUUCACUCUACAGUCCAACUCAUCCCAAACCAUCUCAAUUGGGUUGAGGUCGGGGGAUUGUGGAGGCCAGGUCAUCUGAUGCAGCACUCCAUCACUCCCCGUCUUGGUCAAAUAGCCCUUACACAGCCUGGAGGUGUGUUGGGUCAUUGUCCUGUUGAAAAACAAAUGAUAGUCCCAGUAAGCGCAAACCAGAUGGGAUGGCGUAUCGCUGCAUAAUCCUGUGGUAGCCAUGCUGGUUAAGUGUGCCUUGAAUUCUAAAUAAAUCACUGACAGUGUCACUAGCAAAGCACCCCCACACCAUCACACCUCCUCCUCCAUGCUUCACAGUGGGAACCACACAUGCGGAGCUCAGCCGUUCAUCUACUCUGCGUCUCACAAAGACACGGCAGUUGGAACCAAAAAUCUCAAAUUUGGACUCAUCAGACCAAAGGACAGAUUUCCACCGGUCUGAUGUCCAUUGCUCGUGUUUCUUGGCCCAAGCAAGUCUCUUCUUCUUAUUGGUGGCCUUUAGUAGUGGUUUCUUUGCAGCAAUUCGACCAUGAAUGCCUGAUUCACGCAGUCACCUCUGAACAGUUGAUGUUGAGAUGUGUCUGUUACUUGAACUCUGUGAAGCAUUUAUUUGGGCUGCAAUUUCUGAGGCUGGUAACUCUAAUUAACUUAUCCUCUGCAGCAGAGUUAACUCUGGGUCUUCCUUUCCUGUGGCGGUCCUCAUGAGAGCCCGUUUCAUCAUAGCGCUUGGUUUUUGCGACUGCACUUGAAGAAACGUUCAAAGUUCUUGAUAUUUUCCAGAUUGACUGACCUUCUUAAAGUAAUAUAGACAGGUGUAUUUCUUUCUAAACCAUGUCCAAACAAUUGAAUUGGCCACAGGUGGACUCCAAUCGAAUUGUAGUGACGUCUCAAGGAUGAUCAAAGGAAAAAGCUGUAAGUCAGUGACAGUCAUGCCUGGGUUUGUCAGCAUAGGUCUGGGACACUCCUCUAGUACGGUGACACUCCCCAGGCAGUGCAAGGUUGGACUCGAGUCCUAGACAAGAUCUCAGACGAACUAACGUUUCCCUGAGAGUUCCCAAUCUAGUGUGCCUGAAUUUCUCUGUUGCGCCCCUAUCCCCUAGCUCUGUCAGUUCUCAGUUAUCACUGGAUAGGAUGCUUCAUACUGUAUACCAUCAGCUGAGACAGCUUGACCUCUGUACUGCCAUAGUUUAAUGUUAAGUGAGGUGGGUUGAGGUGAGGUAAAUGGGAAUAUCCUUGUUUGGAAUAUAGUGGGAAAGCAUCAUUAACAAACCAAAUGUCCCCUGAAAUAAAAUAAUGGGGUGUUCAAUUUAGAGAGAAGAGAUAAUGAAGAGAAAGUAAAUGUGGAGAUAAUGUGGAGAUGAUAAUGUAGAGUUACUAUUUCCAACAUUUUCCUAAGUACUCAGACACUGAUUUCAUCACUGUACUGUAGCAACCUUAACCCAACACCAAGCAAUCUCGUCAAUUCACUACAGUACUAACGACAUUACCCUUAAUGCCGUGUAUGUCUGUCUGUCUCUCAGAGUCGGUGCAGCAGGCCUCUGGCCCCCUGCUGGUGGAGAUAGUGAAGUGUCCUGCAGCCAGCCUGGGUGUCAGCCUGGCCACCGCAGUGAACAGGAACAAACAGGUCAUCGUCAUCGACAAGAUCAAACAGGCCAGUGUGGUGGAGAGGUGAGCCAAGCCUCCUGUCACGUACAAUGUCUACAUUUUUUACUUGCUUACCAAAGAGACCAUACUGUAUUUUGCAUGAGAAUAGCUUUAGACUAAAUGUAAUAUGCUUUUCUCCUUUCAAAUCCCUCUCUGUCUGUCCCUUUCCUACCCCCUCUCUCUCUCAGGUGUGGGGCAUUGCAUAUAGGUGAUCUCCUCCUGUGUAUAGAUGGGACCAGUACUGAGCACUGUUCCCUGAUGGAGGCCACGCAGCUGUUGGCCCAAACCUCUGACAUUGUCAAAUUGGAGAUCCUGCCAGCCAAUCAGAGCAGACUUCCCAUGAGACCUCAAGACACAGGUCAGUAUGCCAACACUCUCCAAGGCGUCCUCUCCUCCCCUCCUCACAGUCCUUUGUUUAUGCAGUGUUUAGGUUGUUUUCUACAUAUGUAACCCAGCAGAAGAAAACCCUACAUAGUUCCCUCUGCUGCUGCUGUAAAGGGACUGCAGAGGGUGAGCUGCCUCCUCCCGUAUGCUGUGAAUCAGUGUGGAGAGGGCUGGAGGCUACGAGCCCUGUACCCUGGGGUAGACCGCCGGCCGUUUAUGCAUACUGACAAGCUACACACACACACACACACACACACACACACACACACACACACACACACACACACACACCUCAUGCUGUGUUUUUUUCCAGGCUUCUAUCUGGGCCAACAGUUUAUUUUUAUUUAUUUUUUCAAAAUUAUUCAUUUACAAAGCACUGAUGACAUGUACAGUGCAUUCAGAAAGUAAAUAAAAAUCCUCAUCAAUCUACACACAAUACCCCAUAAUGACAAAGUGAAAACAGUUUUUUAGACAUUUUUGCUCAUUUAUAAAAAAUAAAAAACUGAAAUAUCUUAUUUACAUAAGUAUUCAGACCCUUUGCUAUGAGACUUGAAAUUGAGCUCAGGUGCAUCCUGUUUCCAUUGAUCAUCCUUGAGAUGUUUCUACAACUUGACUGGAGUCCACCUGUGGUAAAUUCAGUUGAUUGGACAUGAUUUGGAAAGGCGCACACCUGUCUAUAUAAGGUCCCACAGUUGACAAUGCAUGUCAGAGUAAAAACCAAGCCAUGAGGUCGAAGGAAUUGUCCAUAGAGCUCUGAGACAGGAUCGUGUCGAGGCACAGAUCUGGGGAAGGGUACCAAAAAAUGUCUGCAGCAUUAAAGGUCCCCAAGAACACACGCUUAAAUGGAAGAAGUUUGGAACCACCAAGACUCUUCCUAGAGCUGGCCGCCCGGCCAAACUGAGUAAUCGGGGGAGAAGGGCCAUGGUCAGAGAGAUGACCAAGAACCUGAUGGUCACUCUGACAGAGCUAAAGAGUUCCUCUGUGGAGAUGGGAGAACCUUCCAGAAGGACAACCAUCUCUGCAGCACUCUACCAAUCAGGCCAUUAUGGUAGAGUGGCCAGACGGAAGCAACUCAUCAGUAAAAGGCACGACAGUCCGCUUGGAGUUUGCCAAAAGGCCCCUAAAGGACUCUCAGACCUUUAGAAACAAGAUUCUCUGGUCUGAUGAAACCAAGAUUGAACUCUUUGGCCUGAAUGCUAAGCGUCACGUCUGGAGGAAACCUGGCACCAUCCCUACGGUGAAGCAUGGUGGUGGCAGCAUCAUGUUGUGGGAAUAUUUUACAGCGGCAGGUACUGGGAGACUAGUCAGGAUCGAGGGAAAGAUGAACAGAGAGAUCCUUGAUGAAAACCUGCUCCAGAGCGCUCAGGACAUCAGACUGGGGCAAAGGUUCACCUUCCAACAGGACAACGACCCUAAGUACCCAGCCAAGACAACACAGGAGUGGCUUCGGGACAAGUCUCUGAAUGUCCUUAAGUGGCCCAGCCAGAGCCCGGAUUUGAACCCGAUCGAACAUCUCUGGAGAGACCUGAAAAUAGCUGUGCAGCGAUGCUCCCCAUCCAACCUGACAGAGCUUGAGACGAUCUGCAGUGAAGAAUGGGAGAAACUCCCGAAAUACAGGUGUGCCAAGCUUGUAGCGUCAUACCCAAGAAGACUCAAGGCUGUAAUCGCUGCCAAAGGUGCUUCAACAAAGUACUGAGUAAAGGGUCUGAAUAAUUAUGUAAAUGUAAUAUUUACGUUUUUAAUUUUUAAUAAAUGUGCAAAAAUGUCUAUAAACCUGUUUUUGCUUUGUCAUUAUGGCGAAUUGUGUGUAGAUUGAUGAGGGGGAAAAACAAUUUAAUCAAUUUUAGAAUAAGGCUGUAACGUAACAAAAUGUGUAAAAGGUCAAGGGGUCUGAAUACUUUCCGAAUGCACUGUACAUGAUAAACAGCCUUAGUUUAAAUAGUUUGAUCCAUGUAAGAAUUAACAGGUAGAAAGGAACACCUAACAGUUGAUUGACAGAGCCUUUGGUCAGAGGUGGUUUCUUAGUGUGUGAGGUUGGGAAAGAUUGUGAAGCCUGAAAUGUGGUACAACUAUGCUGUGUCUUAGUGUUAACUACAGUGGCUUAGUCUUAUCUGCGAUGGGCGUCUUAGCAUUAGUGUACGUAUUUUAUGGCUGAGUCAUUAUAUUAUGGAGACACCCACUACCCAAUGGACUUGGAUUACAUAUUGUUAUCUGUCAUCGUCGACAUGGAUUAUCAUAUUACACUGUAUCACACUAAUGUAUGUACUCAAGAUAGUGAAAAGAAAGUGUUUCAGUGAGUUUUAUUUGUGCCUAUAAAAUUACUGUCAUUUAUCAUGUCCUUCAAAGUUGGAUUAGAUGUAGAGUCAUUAUUGAAAUGAAAUGCCACAAUGAUGAGAUUAUAUUUUAAUGAUACAUUCCCUUUGGGUAUUAGACAUUAUCAUAAAAUGCAAUUUGUCUAAUCCUCGCUGGGAUUUAAUAAGACUGAUAUGGCAACUAAAAGAUAAGCUGUUUUUACAGUAUUCCUCAGUAAAGAUAGGAAAUAGAGUUCUUAGAGAGCUCUACGCUGCAUGAGCAAAAGGGUUACAGGACCACAGAGUAGGAUGGAAGUUUUCCCUAACUACUGAGCCAGGGUCACAUCUUGUCACUCUUCUUAUGGUUAGGCAUAGGGGAUACAAAAGGGUUAAGACAACUUCUACCUGAGACGAACGUUGUGGACGUUUGAAAAAGGCUUGGGAGUUUCCUACAUGCUUUCAAAGACAUACUACAAUGUCUUGGACUUAACCAGGUGACCUGGAUCUGUGAGACAUCCAUGGCUUUCUUGCAAAUCCUUCUUCCAUGUGAGGAGGGAGGCUGUCACAGAUUAAGACCGUACGAAUAGAACACUAAGGAUUACAGUCAUGUGUAAUACUCCCCGUUAAAUAUAGCUGUAAGGUUUGGUCACAUUUAAGUGUGGAGUGUAGCGCCACAUCUUUCCCUUGAAUGUUUCAUUAAUGAUUUGGUUUUACUACAUUGAUUGUGGGUUUGAGAAAAGAAUAGCCAAUACUGUAUCUUUCAGCUACAACCUGCGCUUUACAGCAUUAAAGCAUAUAAAGAAUUUGUAAAGGGAGUAAACAUCUAGGGACACAGCCAUCACACUGUAAAUGCAGUCAUAAGAGUGGAACAUUUCAGACCAAUCAUUGUUCUGUGUCAUGUGGCAUCUAUCUCCAAUCCCAUGAACUUUUCACCCAACCGAAAAAGCCUCAGGUUUGACACUGACAGCCCACAUGCUCAAUUGGUCAAUUGGCCUGCCAAUCAGGAGAGAGGCGGGACAUAUCUUAUCCAUGAGGCAUCAUCUGCAAUCAGCCUUUCGGGUUUCAGUUGUGUUCAAUGAAGGCAGAUUCACAUGGCAUGUCCUCUCUUCACUCAAGGCAGUAUUAGCUCAAUGAGAGUCUGUUCUGACUGACUUGCCAGUGUUUUUACAAACCCAGUUUAUUUUGCUUUCUUCAAAGUGAAAUUGUAAAAUGUUCUCCAAUCUGCAUUCAGCUUUGCUGAAGCUUGUUAGUAAAAGUAAGAUAACAUUUCUCAGCCAUUCUGUCCUUCUUUGCUCCAUUCAAUUAAUUCAAUUAAAUGCAUUAUGCCACAGGAUUCAAUCUAGCGUAACAUGAAGAAAACAUCAAAUAUAAAUUACUUGCCUGGUGUUAUCCUGCAGGCUCUGUGUAGUGUGGUGAAAAUGUAGACAUGGAGAUUAAAGCAGGAUUUCAUGGGCAGAAUUUAGAAGCACAUUGCCGUGCCUGAGGAGAGAGUGAUUUUCCUCAUAAACAACUUUUAAAUAUUUUUUUGUUUCAUUGUGGCCACAGUGAAAGUGGAGAAGAGCAACCUUCACCAUUGGGACCCCACUGUCAACUACAGCCACACCCAACACUGCAAGACAUGGAGCAGUCCCAGCCACCCACUCAACCAGCAGGACCACUGCACAUGUAAGUUAGAAUGUGUGAAUAUGCUGCUGGGUAUAGUACAGUAUAUAGCCUUUUCCUUGCUACAUGUAUAUAUUUUGGAAGUUGCUGUUGAUCAUCUGUCUUUUUUUCGGUUUAUGAUCCUCUGAUCCCAAUGAUAAUGUUGCGAUAUCAUUGACUGUGUAUUAGCAUCGCAUGUAGCCUACGUGCAGUGUGGAGUUACAGGUCAAGUGGUGAGUUGCAUUAUUCUACCUUGAAGGGGAUUUCUCUUUGCAUUGAUGUCGUGAGCAUGUGUCCUUUCAGCUCUGGUGUGUGGUGGCUUCUCCCCUUCCUCCACAGCCACCUCAGGGUACAGCAGCAGCCAGGGCAGCAGCACCCUACCCUGCCCCAUCCCCCCCGCCGCCCCCACCACCAGCCCCCGAAGCACCACACACAAGAGACGCCAGCGGAGGAAGGAGCACAAGAGCUCACGUAUGUGGAUUGUGGACUGCUUUUAAAACAAAUGUGUAUUCAUAACAGGGUUUUAGAAUAGUUGGAGAAUUUACCUACCUCCCCUCAUUAAAGGCGUGACUGCUCAAAUGAUGGAUCACUGACGUGGACUGAGAUGACUGAUGGAAAGGCUGAUAGCUCUCUCGCUCUCUCGCUCUCUCGCUCUCUCGCUCCAUCUAUCCAUCCAUUCCUCCCCUUUCUCUCAAUUUAUCACGCUAUCCUCCCCCUCUCCCAGUGUCCCUAGCAUCCAGCUCAGUGGGCCCUGGGGGGCAGGUUGUUCAUGUGGAGACCAGCGAGGUCAUCCUGAGGGGGGAUCCACUCACAGGGUUCGGGGUUCAGCUGCAGGGGGGUGUUUUUGCCACAGAGACCCUGUCCGCUCCCGCAGUCAUCCGCUUCAUCGAGCCUGACAGCCCUGCCGAAAGGUUACACGCACACACACACACACACACACACACACACAGCCUCCCGCACAGAGACGUACUAUGCAGUGUGGAGUGACCUUGACCUUAGGGCCAUGUCUUAGUCACUCAGAGGACGGUAGGGUGUCAUCAGGAGUGAUGAGGAGAGUCACUGCUUUCUUUGAGGAAUACUAAUCUGGGUCUCCUAUCCCAAGAUGUCACUGUUAGCUCUGCUAUGUCCUAGCAGUUCCAUAAGGCACCUUGCUUUGAGGUAAUGGUAAUAACUUCAGUGGUAUUAGAAUCUGUGAGAAGCAAGUUAAUUAAUUCUAAUCUACUUUGUUUGUUUGUCUCACGUCACACUUGAACAUUGUAAAAGUUUAUUUUAGCCUUGCUUUAAAAAGCAUUUUUAUUUCUGCCCUUGUCUUGUAAGAGUAAUGAUAGUGUCUGUAUGAACAACAGAAGGCCAUGUCCCCUGGGUGGUCUAAUACCAUUUAAAGGUUCCCGCCGUUGGGAGGGAGUGACUCAAGCAGAACAUCCUAUUGUGAUGUUCGUCUCAGCACUGACGCAAGGUUAAUGGACUGCAGUGGUUAGUGAAUAAAUCUUAGUUGACAGUGCUGCUAUGUGUGUGUCCUAAUGAUGUGAUCAUGGAAGUAAGCAUCCAUCUGAAUAUGUGUGUGUGUGGGAUGUGUAACAUAAAGUUGAAGUUUGUGCCCUUGCCCUUUUUAUUUAAGGUCAAGCAAGGUGAAGAGUAAUUUUCUUAUCAGAGAAGUGAUUGACAUUUGUUCAACUUAGGUGACAUAUUGAUCCAUUAUUCCACGGUCACUGGAGUCAAAGCUAUUUUUCUGGUAAUAGAAGAAAUCUACUUAAAGGUUUCCCAUUGCUCCUAGCCAGAACGGGACAGGAGGGACUAGCUUUGUUCAAUUUAACACAAGGGUUGAUUGCAGGUAGGAUUGUGCCCUUCAGGGUCCUGACUCAGUGGUUUAUUGAUAGCGGUUAACAGUGUGGCUCAGUGGUUUAUUGAUAGCAGUUAUCAGUGAGUUAAGGUCAAAGUGGAGUUGAAAUAUGUUCACCAUAACCCACUUAUCUCUGAAAUAUAAAGCAGAGUCAUGAAAGGAAAGAACCAGAUAGCUCUGUAUUAGUAGUAGUACGUUGUCAGGAUAAUGUUUCUUAUCGCUUUACAGCAGGACUCUCAUGGUCUUUAGUUUAGGAGUAGGCUUCGUCUGGGAAAUGGGCCAUAAACGAGAGAAGUAUUAGGAAAAACUGUUCAUAACAACCGUUCAAUUUGGUUAAAUGUCUAACUGUAUAAAGGCCACAUUCCCUGUAAAAUAUGCUGAAUGCCACAUAGAAUUACCAAUUUUCCCCUAUUGUACUCUUCUAACUAUGUAACAAAAAGAUUCUCCCUCCAUUGUACUCUAACUAUUCUCUGUGCCGUCAGAUGUGGGCUGCUGCAGGUGGGGGACAGACUCCUGUCCAUCAACAGAAUCCCUACAGAGGACGGAACACUGGAGGAGGCCAAUCAGCUACUGCGAGACGCCGCUCUGGCCAAUAAGGUCACCCUGGAGAUUGAGUUUGAUGUAGCAGGUAUAGCCUUUUUCAUUAGUUUAACCUUUGUUCAUCCAAGUUGAAAUAGCUUCUCAAAUCAAAUCAAAAUGUAUUGGUCACGUGCACAGAUUUGCAGAUGUUGUACAGGUGCAGUGAAAUGCUUAUGUACUAGCUCCAACAUUGCAGUAGAAUGUCAAAUACACAAAUAAUCAAAAAAUCUAAACAACAAAUCAAGAAAUAACAAUCCAAAGUAGAUAUAUUACAGUGAGCAUGUGAGAAUCCAGAAUAUGAAUAUAAAUGUGUGGUGUGUAUAGACAGUAUAUAAUUUGGAAAAUGGUACAGUGGGGAAAAAAAGUAUUUAGUCAGCCACCAAUUGUGCAAGUUCUCCCACUUAAAAAUAUGAGAGAGGCCUGUAAUUUUCAUCAUAGGUACACGUCAACUAUGACAGACAAAUUGAGAAUUUUUUUCUCCAGAAAAUCACAUUGUAGGAUUUUUAAUGAAUUUAUUUGCAAAUUAUGGUGGAAAAUAAGUAUUUGGUCACCUACAAACAAGCAAGAUUUCUGGCUCUCACAGACCUGUAACUUCUUCUUUAAGAGGCUCCUCUGUCCUCCACUCGUUACCUGUAUUAAUGGCACCUGUUUGAACUUGUUAUCAGUAUAAAAGACACCUGUCCACAACCUCAAACAGUCACACUCCAAACUCCACUAUGGCCAAAGAGCUGUCAAAGGACACCAGAAACAAAAUUGUAGACCUGCACCAGGCUGGGAAGACUGAAUCUGCAAUAGGUAAGCAGCUUGGUUUGAAGAAAUAAACUGUGGGAGCAAUUAUUAGGAAAUGGAAGACAUACAAGACCACUGAUAAUCUCCCUCGAUCUGGGGCUCCACGCAAGAUCUCACCCCGUGGGGUCAAAAUGAUCACAAGAACGGUGAGCAAAAAUCCCAGAACCACACGGGGGGAACUAGUGAAUGACCUGCAGAGAGCUGGGACCAAAGUAACAAAGCCUACCAUCAGUAACACACUACGCCGCAAGGGACUCAAAUCCUGCAGUGCCAGAUGUGUCCCCCUGCUUAAGCCAGUACAUGUCCAGGCCCGUCUGAAGUUUGCUAGAGUGCAUUUGGAUGAUCCUGAAGAGGAUUGGGAGAAUGUCAUAUGGUCAGAUGAAACCAAAUAUAACUUUUUGGUAAAAACUCAACUCGUCGUGUUUGGAGGAUAAAGAAUGCUGAGUUGCAUCCAAAGAACACCAUGCCUACUGUGAAGCAUGGGGGUGGAAACAUCAUGCUUUGGGGCUGUUUUUCUGCAAAGGGACCAGGACGACUGAUCUGUGUAAAGGAAAGAAUGAAUGGGGCCAUGUAUCGUGAGAUUUUGAGUGAAAACCUCCUUCCAUCAGCAAGGGCAUUGAAGAUGAAACGUGGCUGGGUCUUUCAGCAUGACAAUGAUCCCAAACACACCGCCCGGGCAACGAAGGAGUGGCUUCGUAAGAAGCAUUUCAAGGUCCUGGAGUGGCCUAGCCAGUCUCCAGAUCUCAACCCCAUAGAAAAUCUUUGGAGGGAGUUGAAAGUCUGUGUUGCCCAGCGACAGCCCCAAAACAUCACUGCUCUAGAGGAGAUCUGCAUGGAGGAAUGGGCCAAAAUACCAGCAACAGUGUGUGAAAACCUUGUGAAGACUUACAGAAAACAUUUGACCUGUGUCAUUGCCAACAAAGGGUAUAUAACAAAGUAUUGAGAAACUUUUGUUAUUGACCAAAUACUUAUUUUUCACCAUAACUUGCAAAUAAAUUCAUAAAAAAUCCUACAAUGUGAUUUUCACGAUUUUUUUUCUCAUUUUGUCUGUCAUAGUUGACGUGUACCUAUGAUGAAAAUUACAGGCCUCUCUCAUCUUUUUAAGUGGGAGAACUUGCACAAUUGGUGGCUGACUAAAUACUUUUUUUCCCCACUGUAUGUACAGUAGGUAUAUUAGGAUGGGCUACAGUAUGUGGAGAAUACAGUAUAUACAGUACCAGUCAAAAGUUUGGACACCUACUCAUUCAAGGUUUUUUCUUUAUUUUUUACUAUUUUCUACAUUGUAACUAUUGAGAUGCACCUCCACUCUCCUGUUAUGGUUGUGAUGUAUGGCUGAGAUGAGGACCCUACAUACUGUUGUUAUGGUUGAGAUGUUUGGUGAGAUGAGGACCUUACAGACUGUUGUGCUGCAUCAGAUGACAGAUUAUUCUACAAUGUAGAAAAUAGUAAAAAUAAAGAAAAACCCUUGAAUGAGUAGGUGUGUCCAAACAUUUGACUGGUACAGUGUAUAUAACAGUAUAUAAACAGAAUGAGGUGACCAGUGUUCAAUGACUAUCUAUAUAAACUCAGCAAAAAAAGAAACUGUCUUUCAAAGAUAAUUUGUAAAAAUCCAAAUAACUUCACAGAUCUUCAUUGUAAAGGGUUUAAACACUGUUUCCCAUGCUUGUUCAAUUAACCAUAAACAACUAAUGAACAUGGUGAACGGUCGUUAAGACACUAACAGCUUACAGACGGUAGGCAAUUAAGGUCACAGUUAUGAAAACUUCUACUGACUCUGAAAAACACCAAAAGAAAGAUGCCCAGGGUCCCUGCUCAUCUCUGUGAACGUGCCUUAGGCAUGCUGCAAGGAGGCAUGAGGACUACAGAUGUGGCCAGGGUAAUAAAUUGCCAUGUCCGUACUGUGAGACGCCGAAGACAGCACUACAGGGAGACAGGACGGACAGCUGAUCUCCCUCGCAGUGGUAGACCAUGUUUAUCAACACCUGCACAGGAUCGGUACAUCCGAACAUCACACCUGCGGGACAGGUACAGGAUGGCAACAACAACUGCCCGAGUUACAGCAGGAACGCACAAUCCCUCCAUUAGUGCUCAGACUGCCGCAAUAGGCUGAGAGAGGCUGGACUGAGGGCUUGUAGGCCUGUUGUAAGGCAGGUACCAGACAUCACCGGCAACAACGUCGCCUAUGGGCACAAACCCACCGUCGCUGGACCAGACAGGACUGGCAAAAAGUGCUCUUCACUGACGAGUCGCGGUUUUGUCUCACCAGGGGUGAUGGUCGGAUUCGCGUUUAUCGUCAAAGAAAUGAGCGUUACACUGAGGCCUGGACUCUGGAGCGGGAUCGAUUUGGAGGUGGAGGGUCCGUCACGGUCUGGGGCGGUGUGUCACAGCAUCAUCGGACUGAGCUUGUUGUCAUUGCAGGCAAUCUCAAUGCUGUGCGUUACAGGGAAGACAUCCUCCUCCCUCAUGUGGUACCCUUCCUGCAGGCUCAUCCUGACAUGACCCUCCAGCAUGACAAUGCCACCAGCCAUACUGCUCGUUCUGUGCGUGAUUUCCUGCAAGACAGGAAUGUCAGUGUUCUGCCAUGGCCAGCGAAGAGCCUGGAUCUCAAUCUCAUUGAGCACGUCUGGGACCUGUUGGAUCAGAGGGUGAGGGCUAGGGCCAUUCCCCCCAGAAAUGUCAGGGAACUUGCAGGUGCCUUGGUGGAAGAGUGGGGUAACAUCUCACAGCAAGAACUGGCAAAUCUGGUACAGUCCAUGAGGAGGCGAUGCACUGCUGUACUUAAUGCAGCUGGUGGCCACACCAGAUACUGACUGUUACUUUUGAUUUUGAUCCCCCCCCCCUUUGUUCAGGGACACAUUAUUCAAUUCAAAUCAAAUCAAAUCAAAUCAAAUUGUAUUGGUCACAUGCGACGAAUACAACAGGUGCAGACAUUACAGUGAAAUGCUUACUUACAGCCCUUAACCAACAGUGCAUUUAUUUUAAACAAAAAAGUAAAAAUAAAACAUCAACAAAAAAAGUGUUGAGAAAAAAAAGAGCAGAAGUAAAAUAAAGUGACAGUAGGGAGGCUAUAUAUACAGGGGGGUACCGUUGCAGAGUCAAUGUGCGGGGGCACCGGCUAGUUGAGGUAGUUGAGGUAAUAUGUACAUGUGGGUAGAGUUAAAGUGACUAUGCAUAAAUACUUAACAGAGUAGCAGCAGCGUAAAAAGGAUGGGGUGGGGGGGCAGUGCAAAUAGUCCGGGUAGCCAUGAUUAGCUGUUCAGGAGUCUUAUGGCUUGGGGGUAGAAGCUGUUGAGAAGUCUUUUGGACCUAGACUUGGCACUCCGGUACCGCUUGCCGUGCGGUAGCAGAGAGAACAGUCUAUGACUAGGGUGGCUGGAGUCUUUGACAAUUUUGAGGGCCUUUCUGUUAGUCACAUGUCUGUGGAAGUUGUUCAGUUUAUGUCUCAGUUGUUGAAUCUUAUGUUCAUACAAAUAUUUACAUAUGUUAAGUUUGCUGAAAAUAAACGCAGUUGGCAGUGAGUGGACGUUUCUUUUUUUGUUGAGUUUACACGGAGCAUUAGUCUCAAGGUGCAGGGCGGAGUACCGGGGAGGUAGCCUGCUUGUGAUGUUUGUUAUUUAUGUUGUAAUCAAUCUGUUUCUUUCAUGCCCCCCCCCCCCCAAUUAGAAUCAGUGGUUCCCAGUAGUGGCACAUUCCAUGUCAAACUGCCCAAGAGGAGAGGAGUGGAACUUGGCAUCACCAUCAGUGGUGAGUUACCAGAUGCAAACGGCAGGGGGCGACGUAGCCCUACAUAAGGACCCUUGGUCUGCAUAUCUCUCUGUGAUUGAUAACUGUGGCCUAGACUGUCAUGAGAGCUACCGCCUCAUUAAGUUUGAUGAAUAAUAGUGGUCUACAAGCAUUUAUCAUCACCUCUUUCACACUUUAACGAGCAUGGAAAAACAAUAAAGGACAGUAAUUCUCUGUAGUACAGAGAGUAUGUUAGUGAUGUCAUUUACAUUUAAGUCAUUUAGCAGACGCUUUUAUCCAGAGCGACUUACAAAUUGGUGCAUUCAACCGCUUUGAUGUUAGCGGAGAAUGACAGGGUGUUGUCCAGGGUCACGCCAAGGUUCUUUGCACUCUGGGAGGAGGACACAAUGGUGUUGUCAACCGUGAUGGCGAGAUCAUGGAGUGGGCAGUCCUUCCCCAGGAGGAAGAGCAGCUCCGUCUUGCCGAGGUUCAGCUUGAGGUGGUGAUCCGACAUCCACACUGAUAUGUCUGCCAGACAUGCAGAGAUGCAAUUCGCCACCUGGUUAUCAGAAGGGGGAAAGGAAAAAAUUAAUUGUGUGUUGUCUGCGUAGCAAUGAUAGGAUAGACCAUGUGAGGAUAUGACAGAGCCAAGUGACUUAGUGUAUAGAGAGAAUAGGAGAGGGCCUAGAACUGAGCCCUGGGGGGACACCAGUGGUGAGAGCACGUGGUGCGGAGACAGAUUCUCGCUACGCCACCUGGUAGGAGCGACCUGUCAGGUGGGACGCAAUCCAAGAGUGAGCAGAGCCGGAGAUGCCCAACUCGGAGAGGGUGGAGAGGAGGAUCUGAUGGUUCACAGUAUCAAAGGCAGCAGAUAGGUCUAGAAGGAUCAGAGGAGAGAGAGUUAGCUUUAGCAGUGCGGAGAGCCUCCGUGACACAGAGAAGAGCAGUCUCAGUUGAAUGACCAGCCUUGAAGCAUGACUGGUUUGGAUCAAGAAGGUCAUUCUGAGAGCGAUAGCAGGAGAGUUGGCUAGAGACGGCACGCUCAAGAGUUUUGGAGAAAAAAGAAAGAAGGGAUACUGGUCUGUAGUUGUUGACAUCGGAGGGAUCGAGUGUAGGUUUUUUGAGGAGGGGUGCAACUCUCGCUCUCUUGAAGACGGAAGGGACAUAGCCAGCGGUCAAGGAUGAGUUGAUGAGCGAGGUGAGGUGAGGUAAGAUCUCCGGAAAUGGUCUGGAGAAGAGAGGAUGGGAUAGGGUCAAGCGGGCAGGUUGUUGGGCGGCCGGCCGUCGCAAGAUUUCAUCUGGAGAGAGAGGGGAGAAAGAAGUCAAAGCAUAGGGUAGGGCAGUGUGAGCAGGACCAGCGGUGUCAUUUGACUUAGUAAAUGAGGAUUGGAUGUCGUCAACCUUCUUUUCAAAAUGGUUGACAAGUCAUCCACAGAGAAGGAGGAGGGAGGGGGAGGAGGAGGAUUCAGCAGGGAGGAGAAGGUGGCAAAAAGCUUCCUAGGGUUAGAGGCAGAGGCUUGACAUUUAGAGUGGUAGAAAGUGGCUUUAGCAGCAGAAACAGAGGAAGAAAAUGUAGAGAGGAGGGAGUGAAAAGAUGACAGGUCCGCAGGGAGUCUAGUUUUCCUCCAUUUCCGCACGGCUGCCCGGAGCCCUGUUCUGUGAGCUCGUAAUGAGUCGUCAAGCCACAGAGCAGGAGGGGAGGACCGAGCCGGCCGGGAUGAUAGGGGACAUAGAGAGUCAAAAGAUUCAGAAAGGGAGGAGAGGAGGGUUGAGGAGGCAGAAUCAGGAGAUCGGAAGGAGAAGGAUUUAGCAGAGGGAAGAGAUAAUAGGAUGGAAAAGGAGAGAGUAGCGGGAGAGAGAGAGCGAUGGUUGCGACGGCACAUUACCAUCUGAGUAGGGCAGAGUGAGUAGUGUUGGAGGAGAGUGAGAGAGAAAAGGAUACAAAGUAGUGGUCUGAGACUUGGAGGGGAGUUGCAGUGAGAUUAGUAGAAGAACAGCAUCUAGUAAAGAUGAGGUCAAGCGUAUUGCCUGCCGUGUGAGUAGGGGGGGACGGUGAGAGGGUGAGGUCAAAAGAGAAAAGGAGUGGAAAGAAGGAGGCAGAGAGAAAUUAGUCAAGGCAGACGUAGGGAGGUUAAAGUCACCCAGAACUGUGAGUGGUGAGCCAUCCUCAGGAAAGGAACUUAUCAAGGCGUCAAGCUCAUUGAUGAACUCUCCAAGGGAACCGGAUAAGGAUGUUAAGCUUCAAUGGGCUAGUGACUGUGACAGCAUGGAAUUCAAAUGAGUAGAUAGACAGAUGGGUCAGGGAGAAAAGAGAGAAUGUCCACUUGGGAGAGAUGAGGAUUCCUGUGCCACCGCCACGCUGACCAGAUGCUCUUGGGGUAUGCGAGAACACAUGAUCAGACGAGGAAAGAGCAGUAGGAGUAGCAGUGUUUUCUGUGGUAAUCCAUGUUUCCGUCAGCGCCAAGAUGUCGAGGGACUGAAGGGUAGCAUAGGCUCAGAUGAACUCUGUCUUGUUGGCGACAGAACGGCAGUUCCAGAGGCUGCCGGAGACCUGGAACUCCACGUGUCAUAGAUACUGAAGCUAGUUGGGCAGGCCAUCAGUUACUGAAGCUAGUAGGGCAGGCCAUCAGUUACUGAAGCUACUAGGGCAGGCCAUCAGUUACUGAAGCUAGUAGGGCAGGCCAUCAGUUACUGAAGCUACUAGGGCAGGACAUCAGUUACUGAAGCUACUAGGGCAGGCAAUCAGUUACUGAAGCUAGUAGGGCAGGCCAUCAGUUACUGAAGCUAGUAGGGCAGGCAAUCAGUUACAGAAGCUACUAGGGCAGGCCAUCAGUUACUGAAGCUAGUAGGGCAGGCAAUCAGUUACUGAAGCUACUAGGGCAGGCCAUCAGUUACUGAAGCUACUAGGGCAGGCAAUUAGUUACUGAAGCUAGUAGGGCAGGCCAUCAGUUACUGAAGCUAGUAGGGCAGGCAAUCAGUUACUGAAGCUAGUAGGGCAGGCAAUCAGUUAUUGAAGCUACUAGGGCAGGCCAUCAGUUGACUUGUGAUACAUGCAUUGAUUUGGGACUGUGUGCACUAAAGUGGAACAUGCAGGGAUCCAGAGCAAAUCAAAAUAAUUUGGGCAACAGUCAACUCCUGAUAAAUGUGUGUUUCUAUUCCCUGCCUUUCUAUUAUCUCUGGAUGUUAUGAAUGUUUAAUUUAAUGGUGUCUUUCUGUCUGAACAGCAAGCAAGAGACCCGACAAACCUCUCGUCAUCUCUGAUAUCAGGAAAGGAAGCAUAGCCCACAGGUAUGUCCAGCAUCCCAAUCAUAUGGAGGAGUCAUGCUGAUAAGGUCUGCAAAGAAACAUCCAGUGGUUAGAUUCCUCAAACAAAUGACUUCCUUUACUGUCCCAAGUCUGGGGUUCGUUUCAACUGGCAAGUCUGAAAUGCAAUGAUACUAGUCAUGAGGAGAACCAAGAGUGUUUCCCAACCAUGUGACCUUAAAGGGAUAGUUCACCCAAAUUACAAAAUAACAUAUUGGUUUCCUUACCCUGUAAGCAGUCUAUGGACAAGGUAUGACCGCAAUCCAUGCUUUGGUUUAGUUUCCAUGGCACCAUUUCCACAUGCUACCAUUUUAGCGGCUCAAAUCCCAUUCAAGUCAUGGGACCGAUUAUUAUAAUUUUUCAGGCAUCAUGUUAAAGGGUUACUUCGGGAUUUUGGCAAUGAGGCCCUUUAUCUACUUUCCCAGAGUCAGAUGACCUUGUGGAUACCAUUUUUAUGUCUCUGUGUCCAGUAUGAAGUUAGAGGUAGUUUAGCGAGCCAAUGCUAAUUAGCGUUAGCGCGUGCUAGCAGAUAACAUAGACUUCCAGUCACUGCGCUAAUGCUAGUUAGCAAUUGCGCUAGCGCUAGUUAGCAACUAACUUCAAACUGCAAGCAGAGACAUAAAAAUGGUAUCCACAAGUUAAUCUGACUCUGGGGAAGUAAAUACAAAUCCCUUUAAAAACCUCUAAGUGACUUUGUUGAGCUUCACAAUCAAUUUGUAAUUUGGUUGAACUAUCCCUUUAACAGGAACAACUCUGGGCCGUAGUAUAAGCAGAUUUGAGAUGCAAAGCAAAUGUCAGGUACAAACAUACACAGUGUUAUUUGAUGUUUUAUCUCAUCGGGUUUCAUUUCCUGCUCUCCCCUUCCUGCUAAUAGGACGGGCACGUUGGAGCCAGGGGACAGGCUGCUGGCCAUCGAUAACGUGCGUCUGGAGAACUGCACCAUGGAAGAUGCCAUGCACGUGCUGCAGCAGGCAGAGGACAUGGUCAAGCUCCGGAUCCAGAAGGACGAGGACAACGCUGGUAGGAUGAACAAACACAUUGUCAUGCUUCAAAAAUAAAUGUGCAGUCCUGAAGCUUAUUUGCAUGGAGAGUUGUGUCUAGAAGAGAGAGACGGCAGGUAGCCUAGUGAUUAAGAGCAUUGGGCCAGUAACCGAAAGGCCAGUGGUUCGAAUCCCCGAGGCACUUAACUCUAAUUGCUCCUGUACAGUGAGGGAAAAAAGUAUUUGAUCCCCUGCUGAUUUUGUACGUUUGGCCACUGACAAAGAAAUGAUCAGUCUAUAAUUUUAAUGGUAGGUUUAUUUGAACAGCGAGAGACGGAAUAACAACAAAAAAAUCCAGAAAAACACAUGUCAAAAAUGUUAUAAAUUGAUUUGCAUUUUAAUGAGGGAAAUAAGUAUUUGACCCCCUUUCAAUCAGCUGCCUUGAGAUCAUUGACAAGAUCCUCCCGUGUAGUUCUGGGCUGAUUCCUCACCGUUCUCAUGAUCAUUGCAACUCCAUGAGGUGAAAUCUUGCAUGGAGCCCCAGGCCGAGGGAGAUUGACAGUUAUUUUGUGUUUCUUCCAUUUGCGAAUAAUCGCACCAACUGUUGUCAUCUUCUCACCAAGCUGCUUGGCGAUGGUCUUGUAGCCCAUUCCAGCCUUGUGUAGGUCUACAAUCUUGUCCCUGACAUCCUUGGAGAGCUCUUUGGUCUUGGCCAUGGUGGAGAGUUUAGAAUCUGAUUGAUUGAUUGCUUCUGUGGACAGGUGUCUUUUAUACAGGUAACAAGCUGAGAUUAGGAGCAUUCCCUUUAAGAGUGUGCUCCUAAUCUCAGCUCGUUACCUGUAUAAAAGACACCUGGGAGCCAGAAAAAUGUCUGAUUGAAAGGGGGUCAAAUACUUAUUUCCCUCAUUAAAAUGCAAAUCAAUUUAUAACAUUUUUGACAUGUGUUUUUCUGGAUUUUGUUGUUGUUAUUCUGUCUCUCACUGUUCAAAUAAACCUACCAUUAAAAUUAUAGACUGAUCAUGUCUUUGUCAGUGGGCAAACAUACAAAAUCAGCAGGGGAUCAAAUACUUUUUUCCCUCACUGUAAGUCGCUCUGGAUAAGACCAUCUGCUAAAUGAAUAAAAUGAAAAUGUAAAUAACACAUUUCUGUCCAAUUAGGUUGAAUUCCCCAGUAGAAACAUCUUCAGACUAUCUAUACAUUUCUUUCUAGUAUAAAUAACAUUACAUACCAUUUGGUACAAGGAAGUUACAAUUUGUGAUGGCUAAUUGUACUGUAAUGCCCACUCUUAUCAAAUAUUUCUCUGUAAAAUACCAUCAAAUACUUGAUAAAAUUCCAUCUGAAAAAUAACUGUAAAAUUAAAUGGUGACGUGGUAUAUGUCAUGUGGCUGCUAUAUUUGUCCUACAAAAUGUCUGCUUAUACAUGUUUUAUUUGUGUCUCACAAUGUCUCUCGUUGUGUGGUAGCCAGUUUCGAUGUGACCCAGAUUUGAGCUAGACUAGUUCAUCCCUUAUGUAAUAACUGUCAUAUUUAUACAUGUUUGAGUGUAGCGUGUGUGUGUGUGCUCUCUCUGUCCCUGUCAGAUGAGCUGGAGAUGUCUGGUUCCAUUAUCUACACGGUGGAGCUGAAGCGUUACAACGGCCCGCUGGGUAUCACCAUCUCAGGCACAGAGGAGCCCUUUGAUCCCAUCGUCAUCUCAGGCCUUACCAAGAAGGGCCUGGCCGAAAGGUGAGAUGUCAUGGGCCAGGGGAUAGGGGUCAGGGGCAUGAGGUUGACUCUCCUAUUAUAUAGUGGUAAACGGGUGAUGAGGCUACAGACUGGCUCCAUAGGUGGGAUUUUGCACACAUUUCAUUUGUCAAAAGUGCCUUCCUUUCCUUGUCUGCUCUGCUUCAUCGGUACUGAUCUGUAUGGAGAGGUGAAAGCAAUAUAGAGGAUGCCUACUUCUCAGGGAUCUGCUUUCUGUCUGGGUUUUCUAUACAAUUAUUUAAUGUCAGUUUAGAUAGAGGAGGCCUCUUUAGACUGUUGGUCUAUUGAGAUGCACCUCCACUCUCCUGUUAUGGUUGUGAUGUAUGGCUGAGAUGAGGACCCUACAGACUAUUGUUAUGGUUGUGAUGUAUGGCUGAGAUGAGGACCCUACAGACUGUUGUUAUGGUUGUGAUGUAUGGCUGAGAUGAGGACCCUACAGACUAUUGUUAUGGUUGUGAUGUAUGACUGAGAUGAGGACCCUACAGACUAUUGUUAUGGUUGUGAUGUAUGGCUGAGAUGAGGACCCUACAGACUAUUGUUAUGGUUGAGAUGUAUGGCUGAGAUGAGGACCCUACAGACUAUUGUUAUGGUUGUGAUGUAUGGCUGAGAUGAGGACCCUACAGACUAUUGUUAUGAUUGAGAUGUAUGACUGAGAUGAGGACCCUACAGACUAUUGUGAUGGUGGGAGUUUGAGCUACUGUCAAUCAUUGGCCUGUGUUGCCCAUUGGGGCCAAGGCCACUCUAGUGGUUAUCUGUGGAAACAGCAAGCCCUCAAAGCCUCACUGUGUAAAAUAUGUAAAUAAACAAAAGCAGUCUAGUCUGUUGUUUGGUUAUCAGUCAGCUCUUUGUUACUGUCUGGUCAAACUGGACAGCCAGGCAGUUUCAAGGUCACAACAAUACAGAAAAGCCUCUGAAACAGAUGGGGAGAUAUCAGCACUCUCUGAUAGCCUUUAUCACCUUCUUAUUACAGCCCGACCAAUAUAUUGUUUCACCAAUAUUAUCGGCCUUUUACCAAUAUCUCGAUCUCGUCCGAUAAUUCCACCAAUUUUCGAUAAAUAGGAUGAAAAAGGCAAAUACAGUACCAGUCAAAAGUUUGGACACACCUACUCAUUCCAGGGUUUUUCUUUAUUUUUACUAUUUUCUACAUUGUAGAAUAAUAGGGAAGACAUCAAAACUAUGAAAUAACACAUAUGGAAUCAUGUAGUAACAUUUUAUAUUUGAGAUUCUUCAAAGUAGCCACCGUUUGCCUUGAUGACAGCUUUGCACACUCUUGGCAUUCUCUCAACCAGCUUCAUGGGGUAGUCCCCAUGAAUUAACAGGUGUGCCUUCUUAAAAGUUAAUUUGUGGAAUUUCUUUCCUUCUUAAUGCGUUUGAGCCAAUCAGUUGUGUUGUGACAAGGUAGGGGUGUUAUACAGAAGAUAGCCCUAUUUGGUAAAAGACCAAGUCCAUAUUAUGGCAAGAACAGCUCAAAUAAGCAAAGAGAAACGACAGUCCAUCAUUACUUUAAGAAGGUCAGUCAAUCUGGAAAAUUUCAAGAACUUUGAAAGGUUCUUCAAGUGCAGUCGCAAAAACCAUCAAGCGCUAUGAUGAAACUGGCUCUCAUAAGGACCGCCACAGGAAAGGAAGACAGAGUUACCUCUGCUGUGGAGGAUAAGUUCAUUAGUUACCAGCCUCAGAAAUUGCAGCCCAAAUAAAUGCUUCACAGAGUUCAAGUAACAGACACAUCUCAACAUCAACUGUUCAGAGGAGACUGCAUGAAUCAGGCCUUCAUGGUUGAAUUGCUGCAAAGAAACCACUACUAAAGGACACCAAUAAGAAGAAGAGACUUAGUUGGGCCAAGAAACACGAGCAAUGGACAUUAGACCGGUGGAAAUCUGUCCUUUGGUCUGAUGAGUCCAAACUUGCGAUUUUUGGUUCCAACCGCCGUGUCUUGGUGAGACGCAGAGUAGGUGAACGGAUGAUCUCCACAUGUGUGGUUCCCACCGUGAAGCGUGAUGGUGUGGGGGUGCUUUGCUGGUGACACUGUCAGUGAUUUAUUUAGAAUUUAAGGCACUCUUAACCAGCAUGGCUACCACAGCAUUCUGCAGCGAUACGCCAUCCCAUCUGGUUUGCGCUUAGUGGGUCUGUCAUUUGUUUUUCAACAGGACAAUGACCCAACACACCCCCAGGCUGCGUAAGGGCUAUUUGACCAAGAAGGAGAGUGAUGGAGUGCUGCAUCAGAUGUCAUGGCCUCCACAAUCACCCGACCUCAACCCAAUUGAGAUGGUUUGGGAUGAGUUGGACUGCAGAGUGAAGGAAAAGCAGCCAACAAGUGCUCAGCAUAUGUGGGAACUCUUUCAAGACUGUUGGAAAAGCAUUCCAGGUGAAGCUGGUUGAGAAAAUGCCAAGAGUGUGCAAAGCUGUCAUCAAGGUGGCUACUUUGAAGAAUCUCAAAUAUAAUAAUAAUAUAAUAAUAAUAUGCCAUUUAGCAGACGCUUUUAUCCAAAGCGACUUACAGUCAUGUGUGCAUACAUUUUUACGUAUGGCUGGUCCCGGGGAUCGAACCCACUACCCUGGCGUUACAAGUGCCAUGCUCUACCAAUUGAGCUACAGAGGACCACCAAAAUAUAUUUUGAUUUGUUUAACACUUUUUCUGGUUACUACAUGAUUCCACAUGUGUUAUUUCAUAUUUUGUUGUCUUCACUAUUAUUCUACAAUGUAGAAAACAGUAAAAAUAAAGGAAAACCCUUGAAUGAGUAGGUCUGUCCAAACUUUUGACUGGUACUGUAUGUUAAUUUUUUUCAACUUUAUUAUUACGGUUAGUGGGCUCAAACACGAGGUUACCAGGAUAGCGGGAAGUUGCUUUCUCAGCAAAACCUCUCACAGACCUAGCCUGGUUCCAAAUCUGCAUGUGCUUCAGAGAAGAGAACAGAGCUGUGAAGGAGUGACUGGUCAGCUGCAGUGUUUUCCCCGUAAAACCCAGGGGUUAUCAUUUAACUGUGUGUGCAUGUUUAUGUUCAUGUUGUGUUUCUAAUGUUGUCAGAAUCUGGGUGUGGGUUUGGGUUUGUGUUCAUGUGUGUUCAAUCAUGUGGUGUUCCUAGAUGUGGAUUGAUGCUGGCUAUCAAUGUUCCAAGAUAGCGUAGCAGUGCGGUCGUGUUCUCUUGUGUGUCCAUGUAAAUAGCCAGUUUUUUGUAUUUUUUAGGUAUUUCAUGUAUAUAUUUCCCUAUCACACUUUUCAUCCUUCUAUUAAAUAUACUUUCCUGUAACCAGCCUCACUCAAUGUGGAACGGAUUCUAUUAUUUACUCACUUUUAUCUAAAAUCUCCAGUUGAAACUAGCCAGCCAGCUAACUAGCUAACUAGCUAACUAGCUACUUGCUAUUAGCCACCGUCAGCGGUUUUCACCCAGAACAUCGGAUUUUCUGCCGGAAUAACUGAAUCACUGGACCCUAACACCGGAUCUAGCUAGCCGCAACCGAAUGGAUGUCGCUGUAGGCUAAUCACCACUGCCCCCGUAGCACCAGUUAGCCUUGAGCUAGCCCCGGCUAUCUACCUCUCUGUCUACCGGAAGGGAGUAGCCAGCUAACCAGCUAACUAGCUACUUGCUAUUAGCCACCGUUAGCGGCAUGUUCUCCAUUGUCCAUGGCCUGCACUACCUACCAGCCAGCUCUAGUCUGGACUAUUAUUGGCCAGUCUGCACUGUCAGCACAGCGAGUUAUCGACCCAGAACCUAUCGGAUUUUCUGCCGGAAUCACUGAAUCAUUGGACCUUUAGCACUGGAUAAUCGCAACUAGCUAGCUGCAACCAUAUGAACGUUGUUGUUGGCUAAUCAGCCUUGAGCUAGCCUUGAGUCAAGCACAUCUCCCGGCUAUCUACCUCUCUGUCAACCGGACGGGACCUCCUAGAGUCGACACGGAGCCCUGCCGAUCCAUCACGACUGGUCUGCCGACGUAAUCGUCUGUGGUUUCAACAGGCUUCCCGUUGCGACGGCCACGAAGAUCCAUCUGCUACCCCCGGCCCUGCUAGCACACGCAAACUACAACCAUGCUUCCUGCUCGCUGUGCUGAAGCACCAAUUUGAACUGCUCUCGGACUCACAUAUUGCUGUUCACUGGACCUUAUGAUCACUCAGCUGCACAGCUGAUGCCUGCUGGACUGUUCCUUUACACAGUACCCUGUCCUGUUUAUUCUGUUUAGCCUCAGCCCAAACUUUAUCGCCAUUACCAGUUGUUGUCUUAGCUCUCUCUAAUAACACCUGUGAUUGCUUUAUGCCUCUCUCCCAUGUCAAUAUGCCUUGCCUAUUGCUGUUCCAGUUAGUUCUUAUUAUACAAUUUCACUGUAGAACCCCAAGUCCCUCUCAAACUGCCUCAAAUAGUUCCUUUGUUCCACCCCCCACACACGCCGAGACCGGCUCAAUUGGUGCCUCCAGUGAUGCUAUCUCUUUCAUUGUUACCCAACGCUUAGGUUUACCUCCACUGUACUCAUAUCCUUCCAUAUCCUUGUCUGUACAUAAUGCCCUGAAUCUUUUCUACAACGCCCGGAAAUCUGCCCCCUUUAUUCUCUGUACCCAACGCACUAGAAGACCAGUUCUUAAAGCCUUUAUCCGUAUCCUUAUUCUAGUCCUCCUCUGUUCCUCUGGUGAUGUAGAGGUUAACCCAGGCCCUGUAGCCCCCAGUAUCACUCCUGCUCCCCAGGAGCUAUCAUUUGUUGACUUCUGUAACCGUAAAAGCCUUGGUUUUCUGCACGUUAACAUCAGAAGUCUACUUCCUAAGUUUGAGUUAUUCACUGCGUUAGCACACUCCGCCAACCCUGAUGUUCUAGCAGUGUCUGAAUCCUGGCUUAGGAAGGCCACCAAAAAUUCUGAAAUUUCCAUCCCCAACUACAACAUUUUCCAUCUAGGUAGAACUGCCAAAGGGGGUGGAGUUAGCCUGCAGAGCUCUAUCAUACUAUCCAGGUCUGUGCCCAAACAGUUGGAGCUUCUACUUCUAAAAAUCCACCUUUCCAGAAAUAAGUCUCUCACUGUUGCCGCUUGCUACAGACCCCCCUCAGCCCCCAGCUGUGCCCUGGAUACCAUAUGUGAAUUGAUUGCCCCCCAUUUAUCCUCAGAGUUCGUACUGCUUGGUGACCUAAAUUGGGAUAUGCUUAACACCCCGGCCAUCCUACAAUCCAAACUAGAUGCCCUCAAUCUCACACAAAUUAUCAACGAACCUACCAGGUACAACCCUAAAUCCGUAAAUAUGGGUACCCUCAUAGAUAUCAUCCUGACUAACUUACCCUCUAAAUACACCUCCGCUGUCUUCAACCAGGAUCUCAGCGAUCACUGCCUUAUUGCCUGCGUCCGUAACGGGUCCGCGGUCAAACGACCACCCCUCAUCACUGUCAAACGCUCCCUAAAUCACUUUAGCGAGCAGGUCUUCCUAAUUGACCUGGCCCAGGUAUCCUGGAUGGAUAUAGAUCUCAUUCCGUCAGUAGAGGAUGCCUGGUUGUUCUUUAAAAGUAAUUUCCUCUCAAUCUUAAAUAAACAUGCCCCAUUCAAAAAAUACAGAACUAAGAACAGAUGCCCCUGGUUCUCCUCAGACUUAACUUCCCUUGACCAGCACAAAAACAUCCUGUGGCGUACUGCAUUAGCAUCAAAUAGCCCCCGCGAUAUGCAACUGUUCAGGGAAGUCAGGAACCAAUAUACACAAGCAGUUAGGAAAGCAAAGGCUAACUUUUUCAAACAUAAAUUUGCAUCCUGUAGCACUAACUCCAAAAAGUUUUGGGACACUGUAAAGUCCAUGGAGAAUAAGAGCACCUCCUCCCAGCUGCCCACUGCACUGAGGCUAGGAAACACUAUCACCACCGAUAAAUCUACAAUAAUCGAGAAUUUCAACAAGCAUUUUGCUACGGCUAGCCAUGCUUUCCACCUGGAUACCACUACCCUGGCCACAAGCUCUAUACCCUCCGCUGCAACUUGCCCAUCCCCCCCUGCCCCCCCCCCCCCCCCCCCCCCCCCCCCCCCCCCCCCCCCGCUUCUCCUUCACACAAAUUCAGACAGCUGAUGUUCUGAAAGAGCUGCAAAAUCUGGACCCCUACAAAUCAUCUGGGCUAGACAAUCUGGACCCUUUCUUUCUAAAACUAGCCGACGAAAUUGUCGCAACCCCUAUUACUAGCCUGUUCAACCUCUCUUUCGUAACGUCUGAGAUACCCAGAGAUUGGAAAGCUGCUGCGGUCAUCCCCCUCUUCAAAGGUGGUGACACUCUAGAUCCAAACAGUUACAGACCUAUAUCCAUCCUGCCCUGCCUUUCGAAAGUUUUUGAAAGUCAAGUUAACAAACAGAUCACCGACCAUUUCGAAUCCCACCGUACCUUCUCCGCUAUGCAAUCCGGUUUCCGAGCUGGUCAUGGGUGCACCUCAGCCACGCUCAAGGUCCUAAACGAUAUUAUAACCGCUAUCGAUAAUAGACAGUACUGUGCAGCCGUCUUCAUCGACCUGGCCAAGUCUUUCGACUCUGUCAACCACCGCAUUCUUAUUGGCAGUCUAAAUAGCCUUGGUUUCUCAAAUGACUGCCUCGCCUGGUUCACCAACUACUUCUCAGAUAGAGUUCAAUGUGUCAAAUCGGAGGGCCUGUUGUCUGGACCUAUGGCAGUCUCUAGGGGGUGCCACAGGGUUCAAUUCUUGAGCCGACUCUUUUCUCUGUGUAUAUCAAUGAUGUCACUCUUGCUGCUGGUGACUCUCAGAUCCACCUCUACGCAUUUUGUAUACAUCUGGCCCUUCAUUGGACACUGUGUUAACAAACCUCCAAACGAGCUUCAAUGCCAUACAACACUCCUUCAGUAGCCUCCAACUGCUCUUAAACACUAGUAAAACUAAAUGCAUGCUCUUCAAUUGAACGCUGCUGGCACCCGCCCACCCGUCUAGAAUCAUUACUCUUGACGGGUCUGACCUAGAGUAUGUGGACAACUACAAAUACCUAGGUGUCUGGUUAGACUGUAAACUCUCGUUCCAGAGUUACAUUAAGAAUCUCCAAUCCAAAGUUAAAUCUAGAAUCGGCUUCCUAUUCCGCAACAAAGCCUCCUUCACUCGUGCUGCCAAACAUGCCCUCGUAAAACUGACUAUCCUACCGAUCCUUGACUUCGGCGAUGUCAUUUACAAAAUAGCCUCCAACACUCUACUCAGCAAAUUGGAUGUAGUCUAUCACAGUGCCAUCCGUUUUGUCACCAAAGCCCCAUAUACUACCCACCACUGUGACCUGUACGCUCUUGUUGGCUGGUCCUCACUACAUAUUCGUUGCCAAACCCACUGGCUCCAGGCCAUCUAUAAAUCACUGCUAGGCAAAUCCCCGCCUUAUCUUAGCUCAUUGGUCACCAUAGCAACACCCAUCCGUAGUAUGCGCUCCAGCAGGUAUAUCUCACUGGUCAUUCCCAAAGCCAACACCUCCUUUGGCCGCCAUUCCUUCCAGUUCUCUGCUGCCAAUGACUGGAACGAAUUGCAAAAAUCUCUGAAGCUGGAGACUCUUAUCUCCCUCACUAACUUUAAGCAUCAGUUGUCAGAGCACCUUACCGAUCACUGCACCUGUACACAGCCCAUCUGAAAUUAGCCCACCCAACUACCUCAUCCCUAUAUUGUUAUUUAUUUUGCUCAUUUGCACCCCAGUAUCUCUAUUUGCACAUCAUCUCUUGCACAUCUAUCAUUCCAGUGUUAAUACUAAUUGUAAUUAUUUUGCACUAUAGCCUAUUUAUUGCCUUACCUCCAUAACUUGCUACAUUUGCACACACUGUAUAUAUAUUUUCUGUUGUAUUUUUGACUUUAUGUUUUGUUUUACCCCAUAUGUAACUCUGUGUUGUUGUUUUUAUCGCACUGCUUUGCUUUAUCUUGGCCAGGUUGCAGUUGUAAAUGAGAACUUGUUCUCAACUGGCUUACCUGGUUAAAUAAAGGUGAAAUAAAUUAAAUAAAUUAAAAAUCAGAUCUUCUUCUCCUAUGCCAUUGGCACCUAUGCCUCUGCCUUGGGAAAAAAUAUCAGGAAAAUUGUUUCUUCUCCAUAAGAUUUGAUUCAUGAAAUUGUGAAAUCAAUGACUGUUAUUGGCAUCAUAACAACGAUAGUCAGAGGAGUUUGACAGCAAGUUCCAAUAGAAUCACCUAUAUUCAAAACAGCUCUAUUUCCCUGACAGUGUUUCCCUAGGCGGUAUAGGCGUGCCACAAAGUGGCAUGCGGUACCCUUAGUGUUGCCACACAAAACAGAAAAGUAUUCGAAUUUUGGAACUAGAUGUCCAUACACUUUGAGGACAUUACAUCAUGCCAUCACAUGCCUAAGUUGGUUUUAGGUGGUUUGAACAACCAAUUACCAGUUACCUUGCUUUCUUAUCUAUUGUUUGUAAUAUGCUUUAUGUUUAUGUGCUGUCGUCUCAUACGCUUGGAAAUAACAAUGUUUUCAGUGGCACCCUCCUCCUUCAAAGGUAUACAAAUAUUGUCUUCUGUUUGUAGGACUGGUGCCCUCCAUAUAGGGGACCGUGUCUUGGCCAUUAACUGUGUGAGUCUGAAGGGGAAACCCCUGAGUGAGGCCAUCCAUCUACUCCAGAUGGCCGGAGAGACUGUCACCCUCAAGAUCAAGAAACGGCAAGAUGGUAUGUACUGUUAUUGUUAAGUUUGUUAAUCAAGUGACUUUUUAAAAAGCAUGCAUGGAAGGGGAUGCCGAGGCUUCUUUUUAGAGGACUCUAAUUGGAUGGAAGGAAAGACUCAAGUCAUUGGAUUUGAUGUUGACAAACUGAAUAUUCUCUCGUUAGAGGCAUUUCAUUGACAUAAUUAAAUAGAGCCGGAUCUAUAUGAUUUUUUUGGAAUUCCAUACCGAUAUAUCUGCCGAUAUGCUGUAUUACAGUGGGGAAAUUAAAGUGUCAUUUUUACACACCGAGUUCCAUCUCCGGUCACACGCUUGAGGUGGUGUCCAGCGCCAAAGCGCUCGGCCUGACAUUCCGAGCAAACCUAAAAUGGGACACGCACAUCUCUGACAUUACCACCAAAAGGAACUGAAUGCUCUUCAUGAUGAACUGCCUACGCCACUUCAACCUCCCCCUGAAGACCUUCUGGCAGUCUACGCCUGCUUUGUCCAUCCAGUGGUCGAGUACGCCGCUCCGGUAUGGCACCCAUGUCUCACAGCCCACCAACACAACCAGCUUGAGAAGGUCCAGCGACGUGCAACCAAAAUCGUCUUGGACCCCACCUACACCCUCUACGACUCUGCAUGCAAUGUCCUGGGCUUACAGACCUUGGAGUCCCGCCUCACCUGCCUCUGCUGAUCCUUUGGCCCAGAAGCUUUCAAAAUCCCAGGAUUACAGCAUAUGGCUGCCUCAGAUGAGAGGCCAUGUCAUCGGCCGAACUACCUGAUCCAAUCAAAAUCUAAACCCUUCCCCCUACUAGGACAGACACUACAACAGCCUUAUGCCUUACUUUGUGAGAUUGCUUAAUGCUGCUUGACUGUAAUGUUUAUACUAGACCUUACAUUUUAUUUUAUUUGCUUACUUACAUAGGUAUAUGUAUGCUGCAAUUCAGCUUUCAGCUGCAAAUGUGUACAAUUCAAAUAAAACUUAAAUAUAUAUAAAUUGCCAUCCAAAAGAGCAAUUGUCCAAGAAAUAUGCUACAAAUGUUGAUUUCUUGCAUUGUGACAAUAAUUACACAUCAUGAGAAUGACCACAAGUGUUCAGAUAAAAAUGAGAUUCCCUUUUGUCAUCAUUUUUAUCGAAUAUCUGUGGAAUUAUCGGCCGAUAUCGGUAAAAGGCCAAUAUCAGCCAAUAAUAUCGGUGAAACGAUAUAUCGCUCGGGCUCUAUAGUAUGUCAAUUGGUUCUUCAAACCACCUAAAACCAGUUUAGAAGAUGGGAAUAACACAAGGGAGAAGGACUGCCCCUCUCAUUGUGGUCCUCUGUAGCUCAGCUGGUAGAGCACGGCGCUUGUAACGCCAAGGUAGUGGGUUCGAUCCCCGGGACCACCCAUACACAAAAAUGUAUGCACGCAUGACUGUAAGUCGCUUUGGAUAAAAGCGUCUGCUAAAUGGCAUAUUAUUAUUAUUUAUUAUAAGCCACGGAUGUUCAAGGCCGACCGCGGUACUGCAGGCAUUGUUGGCAGAAAACAGGAUCCCCAUUAUAGUGAAUGGAAAACUGUCAAUCUUUGUGUAAAUAUAUAUAUUUUUUAAUACAAUCAUGGUACCAAUAAUUGCUUCUAAUACACCAGAUGUACAUAUACUGAGUACACCAAACAUUAGGAACACCUUCCUAAUAUUGAUUUGCAACCCCCUUUUUCCCUCAGAACAGCCUCAAUUUGUCGAAAGCGUUCCACAAGGAUGCUGGCCCAUGUUGACUCCAAUGCUUUCCACAGUUGUGUCAAGUUGGCUGGACGUCCUUUGGGUGGUGGACCAUUCUUGAAACACACAGGAAACUGUUAAGUGUGAAAAACCCAGCAGCGUUGCAGUUCUUGACACAAACCAAUGCACCUGGCACCUACUACCAUACCCCGUUCAAAGGCACUUAAAUCUUUUGUCUUGCCCAUUCCCCCUCUGAAUUGCACACAUACACAAUCCAUGUCUCAAGGCUUAAAAAACCUUCUUUCACCUGUCUCCUCUUCAUCUGCACUGAAUGAUGUGGAUUUAACAAGUGACGUCUGAGUGGCGCAGUGGUCUAAGGCACUGCAUCGCAGUGCUAACUGUGCCACUAGAGAUCCUGGUUCGAAUCCAGGCUCUGUCGCAGCCGGCCGCGACCGGGAGACUCAUGGGCGGCGCACAAUUGGCCCAGCGUCGUCCAGUGUAGGGGAGGGAAUGGCCGGCAGGGAUGUAGCUCAGUUGAUAGAGCAUGGCGUUUGCAACGCCAGGGUUGUGGGUUCGAUUCCCACGGGGGGCCAGUAUAAAAAAUAUAUAUAUGUAUUCACUAACUGUAAGUCGCUCUGGAUAAGAGCGUCGGCUAAAUGACUAAAAUGUAAAUGUAAAUGUCUGUAAGGGUUCAUAGCUUUCACCUGGUCUGUCUGUCGUGGAAGGAGCAGGUUUUCUUCAUGUUUUGUACACUCAGUGUAUUUAAUUACAUAAUUGAGUUAUGAUUCUCUCUUAACUCGCCACUGACUCUCUCUGUUCCCAUACAGAAUCGGAUGGGCACCAGACGUCGGAGCAGGCAGGGUUCCUGAGCGACACAGAGGAUGAGCUGACUGACUCCCAGAAGACCAGUAAACAUUCAGGGGUGUACUCUGCCACCGUGCCCAGCGUGGACUCUGCCGUGAGCUCCUGGGAUGGCUCCGGCAUCGAUGCUGACUACGGCAGCCAAGGUGAGGACAGAACAUGGCCGCAUAGUCAUUACCAGUUUAGACAACCAGCUUAGGCCACUUUAGAUUAUUGCUCACAUGACUGUCCUGAAAUCCGUUGUUGGGUGGGUAGAACGUUAUCAUGUUUUUUUAUGUCUGUUUUUGUCGCUUGUGUGCAGGAACGUAUCUCCACAGAGCUGCAGAUUUGACUUUCCAGCCUAAUGAGUGGAGACGCACCAAACCGCCCAGGUCCCACCUCAACAGCAUCUCCACUGGCCUCACCGGCCUUAACCACCACUCCCACCUCUACGAUGGGAGAUACACUGAGGAUGACUGGGAUAAGGCUGCUGGGUGAGUGCCUACUUCAGGCUAUAACAAUGGAUUUGUAUUUUCAAGUUUCAAAGUCUAUUUGUCACGUGGACAGGAUACAGCAGGUAUAAAACAGUACAGUGAAAUUAUUACUUCCAAGCUCUUUCAAACAGCAGUAUUAAGUAUAAAGGUGAGAGGACAUUAUAUAAAGGAAGAGACACGAGGAACACGAGAAUGCAUACUAUAUACAGGGUCAGUGCCAGUACCAUAAUUACAAUGAGCAGUGGGUACUGUUGCCUGGUUCCGGGUCUGUUUGUGCUUUAUCCAAGUCCUAAAGCACAUACAGUACCAGUCAAAAGUUUGGACACACCUACUCAUUCCAGGGUUUUUCUUUCUUUUUUAAUAUUUUCUACAUUGUAGAAUAAUAGUGAAGACAUAAAAACUUGAGAUUUUUGGUUACAACUGCUGUGUCUUUGUGAGACGCAGAGUAGGUGAACGGAUGAUGUCCGCAUGUAUGGUUCCCACCGUGAAGCAUGGAGGAGGAGGUGUGAUGGUGUGGGGGUGCUUUGCUGGUGACACUGUCUGUGAUUUAUUUCGAAUUCAAGGCACACUUAACCAGCAUGGCUACCACAGCAUUCUGAAGCGAUACGCCAUCCCAUCUGGUUUACGCUUAGUGGGACUAUCGUUUGUUUUUCAACAGGACAAUGACCCAAAACACACCUCCAGGCUGUGUAAGGGCUAUUUGACCAAGACGGAGAGUGAUGGAGUCCUGCAUCAGAUGACCUGGCCUCCACAAUCCCCCGACCUCAACCCAAUUGAGAUGGUUUGGGAUGAGUUGGGCCGCAAAGUGAAGGAAAAUCAGCCAACAAGUGCUCAGCAUAUGUGGGAACUUCUAUAAGCCUAUUGGAAAAGCAUUCCUCAUGAAGCUGGUUGAGAGAAUGCCAAGAGUGUGCAAAGCUGUCAUGAAGGCAAAGGUUGGCUACAUUGAAGAAUCUAAAAGAUAAAAUAUAUUUUGCUAUGUUUAACACUCUUUUGGUUACUACAUGAUUCCAUAUGUGUUAUUUCAUAGUUUUGAUGUCUUCACUAUUAUUCUACAAUGUAGAAAAUAGUAAAAAUAAAGAAAAACCCUUGUAGGUGUGUCCAAACGUUUGACUGGUCCUGUAAUACAGAUCUGGCUAAUGGAUUUGAUAGGUGUAAUAAUUUUACAACAAACAUCUUGUUUCGUUCUGUGGCUUUCAAUGUUGUUAUUUUUUCCUUUUCAUCUACAAGUAUGCCUUCUGUAUGCCUCCACUCAUGUAUGUAAGCAAUGAUCAUCAUAAAUGUUGUUGAAGAUAGGUACAAAAAAUCUAUCUUUCAAGGCUGGUUUAAUCUAAAACUCUGUGUUGUUUCACUGACAGCUAUCGAUUUGGAAAGUGAAUCCAAUAAAUCUGCAAUGUCACUCAAAUAUUUGGCUUUAGAAUUUUUCUCUAAAUCACCACAGUUGUUUAAUUCCUCCAUGUUAUCUGCUCCUAUCUGUUAUAUUUCUCUCUUUCUCAGGUAUUCUCUCUCUCAUCUGCUUUACUAACCGCCCGCGAGGCUCCUGGUGUUUCACAUAAACGCAUAUUUUUCUCUGUGGCUUUUGUCUUCACCAAACCUGUCGCUCUAAAACACCCAAAGGCCCCAUGGACACACCUCUGCCUUGUCUGUUGCCUCAAUCUUAACUCUUCACUAGAUUUUCUUCUCAACUUUUGUGUCCCUCACUGCCACAAACUGUCUACGCCCUUAGGCUUUUUGGGUGGCUUAACUUUUAAACGAUGAACUAUCUGCAUGAAUAAUCUUUCUAUUCUAAGGGACUACACUGUUCUGUGCUGGUACUGUGCUAGUGAGAGAGUUUACUCUUGCCCUCACUGAGGCCUGAAAGGUUUUUAAAGGACCUCUCAUCGUCAUGCAGUCCAUUGCCUGCAUUACCCACGCUGCUCUGCAGGCCACACCUGUUUCAAACCAGUCUCAAAACACCUCAGUCUCUGGACAGCAAGGCUCCUCUCAUGUUCUGGUUCCUGCAUUGUCAUAGAUACGCCAGUCCCCCUAGUUGUCAUGGCACCCUAAAACAGGAGGACAGCUUCUGGUCCCAGGCGCUGCAGGACCUAGAGACCUGCGGCCAAUCGGAGAUACUCAGGGAGCUGGAGGUAAGCUACAUCUCCCUCUAUCUGUCCCAAUCUGCUACUAAAUGAAGCGAUGCAAAAGUCUGAUUGUCUAGACCGUCCAGACACCUGCUGCCACUUUGAUCAAUGGAGACAUUGGCACAAAGCCUCCCUAUUCAGUCAAGCUGUGAGUGUGCAUGUAUUCAGUUAUACAGUAUAUCAUGUUAUUUUAUUCACACACCUAUAAUUUAACAAUCCUGUUGUCUUCUCCCAGGCAUCCAUGACGGGCAGCACUCUCAGCCUGUAUCUGGAAGAGACGAGGUCCCAGGAAGACUCAGUGCUACAGAGCAGAAUCAGUCCUGUGAAGAGGGGUCCCAUUCAUGACGAGCCCAAGACCAAAAGCAACCUGCAGAGGUCCAACAGGACCAGGGACACACCACCCGGGGGGACAGGGGAGCCCCAGGAGACCACCUCUCCUACAGCCCUGGAACUACUGAAGGUACAUAGCAGGAUUGGAGGCGGCAUCUCAAUUCAGUUAAUUUAGGAAGUGCAUUAAAGUUCCUAUUCAAGAACUGAAAAAUAAUAAGAAUUUCAGUCCUGUACAAAAGGCCGGCCCUCUCAAGCUGAUUGGCCUGCAGCCCUGUCAAUCACUCUUCACACCUCUGUUCAUCCAACCAAUCAGGGCGCUUGGACACACUCCAGGGCUCCGCCCUGCACACCUCAAGUUAGAUCCUGUUCACCUGCCAUUUCAAGAAGAAACAAGUAUUGUGUAAUGAAGGACUCCAACAUGCUGUUUUCCUAUCUUGAAGUGUUGUGCAUCCAUCAAACAUGUAAGUGUUGUGAAAUAUGUAUAGUUGUGUGCAAUGUCUGACCCAGGAUGAGACCUAUUUGUUAGGUUUUUCAUGUUUUUCAUGCAUGUCUUUGUAUUGCCGCAUUAUAAGUAGCCUAUUGCAUUUCUACAUGUGUGUUGCUAUACCUUUGCAUUCGUUCAUGUUUAUAUUAUGCCACAAUUUUCUCUUGAUUAUUGUAUUGCAUGUAUAUCUAUUUCUUAGUCUCUUAUAAGUGGAGCCUAAUGCUUGUAUUGUUCCUCCCUUUUUAGAACCACACAACAAUAUAAAGAACGUUAAUGGAAUCCGAUGUGUCUGUGUGCGUGUGGUGGUGACCAAGUGUUCAGUAUGGGCCUCAACAUGGUGUUCUAACCGGACAACACUGUAGUGAGCAGAACUUAAGCAAUCAGAAUAAUUUACUAGCUGGUGAGGGCAUUCCCAGCCGACCUCUGAGAUGAGCUCCAGCUAGCAAUUUUUUAAUGGUCCUUCGAGACGGAUUCUGACCUGCUAUAGUUGAGAUGUUGAGGUACCCCAAAGAGGAGUUUGUGUGUCUCACCACGAGACGACCGUCACCACCCACCUCAGCCCACACCGCCAUACGAAGCGGUCACGCACCUGAGCCUUACACCACUUUCUCAUCCAAGAGACUACUACAAGCCCUGCUCCAUGCCUCCUCAGUGGUGAGGGAGUGACCACCCACUCUCCAGUUAGGAGCUGCGGAGGGACUACUGCUGUAUGAGCAGGAAGAGCUCAGGAGGACGUACUCUAGGUCCUCCCGGCCUGAGUCACCGCCGCGGGAGCACCGUUACGCCGUUACUCUCCUGACCGCAACUGCUCUAGGCCCCCCCGACUAGAGCCAUCGUCAUGGACACGGGAGCACCACCACUGCCGAUACUUCCGUAGUUGGCCCAGCUGCUCCCCUGAGAGACACUACUCCAGGCCUCCCCGGCCAGAGUUUGCCACCUCCAUGGGACUGUUGGGAUUCCACUAUGUCCUAAGGUGGCCCAGCUUCUCAACAGAUCGUAGUCGCUCCAGGCCCCCCCGGCUGGAGCCUACGUCGUAUCUACCAGAGCGUCGGGAGCGCCUCCUGGCCCGGAGCCAGUGCCAAGCUGUGGGUUCUAUGCCUGCUCCUAGUAUGUAGCCACAGCCUGCAACUACUGGCAAGGUUAAGUGCAGGUCUAUCCACCCCGGCUCGCCAGCACCAUGCUAGUUCCAGCCUCGAGGGUCCCGCUACCUCCAGACCUACCAGACCCCUCGGACCCCCUCACCUCGGGACCCGCCACACAUCACCUCGGGACCCGCCACACAUCGCCUCGGGACCCGCCACACAUCACCUCGGGUGACCCACCAGAAGUCACCCCUGGUGUCCCCCCUGACCUAGAUUUCUAGUUCCCUUCCCUCCCGGUAGGGUCAGAGUCUGUCCCCCCCAGUAGGGUCAGAGUUCCCUUCCCCCACUCCCAGUAGGGUCAGAGUUCCCUUCCCCCACUCCCAGUAGGGUCAGAGUUCCCUUCCCCCACUCCCAGUAGGGUCAGAGUUCCCUUCCCCCACUCCCAGUAGGGUCAGAGUUCCCUUCCCCCACUCCCAGUAGGGUCAGAGUUCCCUUCCCCCACUCCCAGUAGGGUCAGAGUUCCCUUCCCCCCCGGGAGGGUCAGAGAUUGCGUUUCCUGCCUACCUGGCAGGUGUAAAGUGUUCAGGCUUAGAGCCCCCUGCCCUGCUAGGCCCUAAGUUUGCUGUCCCGUUUGCAGGUCUGUAGCCCUCUGCCUUCAUUGGUAUGCAGUUGCUUAGCCUGCCAGGUUUAGAGCCUCCUGCACUGCUAAGCCCCAAGUUCGCUGCACUAGGCUCACUGUCUCCAGACAGUCAGCCCUCGGUCCCUAGCACUAUGUAAUCAGUCCCCAGUUGUACUAGGUCUGUGUCUCCAGCACCAGUGUGCCCUCAGUACCUAACCCAGGUGGAUCAUCAGGCUCCUGCCCGGUUAGGCUCAGAGUUACCAGUUCCUCUAGCAGGCCCAGAACUCUACUGCUCUGCUAGCUAUCAGUCGUUCUCCCUGGCAGGUCCAGAGUGGGUGUCGGUGUGAGUCAGGUCCAGAGUAGGUGUCCCCUGUCAGGUCCAGAGUGGGUGUCCCCUGUCAGGUCCAGAGUGGGUGUCCCCUGUCAGGUCCAGGCUCCCAGCCUUCAGACGUUUUAGUUUCGAUGUCUCCAGCUCUAGUAGGCCUUCAGUCCACUGCUCCGCCUGGCUAUAGGUUCUUUGCCCCACUAGGUCUGCAGCUUCUGCCCUCAGUUAGUCUGCAGCCCCCAGCCUCAGUUGACAAGCAGUCAGCUCCCUCAGUGCUACAUGCCAAACCUCCUGCCCUAGUUCUAUGCCCUGGUUCACCUGUACCGCUAGGCUCUGAGUUAUCUGCUCCUCUAGGUGUGCAGUCCCUGCCCCUAUCCUGUUCUCAGCUCCCGGCCUCAGCUAGCGCCCAAUCGCCUAUACUAGCGCUAGGCUACAAGUUUCCUGCCAUACCUGGCUGGCAGUCCUCAGUCUCAGUUGUAGGUUCUAUGUCCCCUGCCCUGUCAGGUCCUGAGUUCCCUAUCCUGCUAGGCUCUCAGCCCCUUGACCGGGGGGCCCCACCGUUCCCUGACCUGGGGGGCCUUCUGUUUCCAAUUCUGGAGGGCUGACCACCUCCUGGACUAGAAGACCCUCCAGCCCUCGCACCUGAGCAACCACCAGACUUCAUCUCUGGGGCCCAGCCUGCCCCUGCCUCCGGAUCCCUGAUGAGCCUCGCCCAGGGGCCCCCACCUGCUCCACCAUGGGAGCCAUUGCUUUCAGCAGUGGUGAGGCAGUCACAAGCCGCAGCAGCCAGUGAGCUGCUAAUGACAGUUGUGGCCAGCAUGCCACAAUCCUCCACCACAGUAGGCAAGCCACCACCUCCAGCCUCCAGCAUCGUACUUAGCGCCAACAAAUGGGCUAGAGUUAGAGGGUCCUUAGCAACACCCGUGGUGUUGCAUGGGUCUGCCCAGAGCUGUCUCUGCGCCUCUGUGCACCUCCCUCCCCUGGCGGCUCCUAAGCCUCUUAUGUGUACCAGUGCCGGCAUGGUCCCCUAAAUUGAUACGCGAUAUCAGCUGCUCUUCUAGGUCGGCCAGAUAUACAGUAGGACUGGACCACAUCUUGUCGGGUCCCUUCACUGCUCUGCCCCUCUACCCUGCCUGUCCUGCAGGAUAGGACUAGGGCCCUUUCAGAACUAAGCCCCCAGCAGAGGCCUUUUAAGAUGUGUGGAUUUCCAAAGAAAUCCAGGUGCGGCUAUACAAAAGGCUGGCCCUCUCAAUCUGAUUGGCCUGCAGCCCUGUCAAUCACCCAUUCACACCUGUUCAUCCAACCAAUCAGGGCGCUUGGACGCACUCCAGGGCUCUGCUCUGCACACCUCAUGGUAGAGCUUGUCCACCUGCCGUCUCGAGAAUAAUAAGUAUUGUGUAAUGAUGGACUCCAACAUGCUGUUUUCCUAUCUUGAAGUGUUGUGCGUCCAUCGAACAUGUAUAGGUGUGUGCAAUGUCUGACCCAGGACGAGGCCUAUUUGUUAGGUUUUGAGUGUUUCAGAGUGAAGUUUGUUAUAGUUAGUUUGUAGCUAAUGCUAGCCUAUUGUUUUUCAUGCAUGUCUUUGUAUUGCCGCAUUAUAAGUAGCCUAUUGCAUUUCUACAUGUGUGUUGCUAUACCUUUGCAUUCAUUCAUGUUUAUAUUAUGCCACAAUUUUCUCUUGAUUAUUGUAUUGCAUGUACAUCUAUUUCUUAGUCUCUUAUAAGUGGAGCCUAAUGCUUGUAUUAUUCCUCCCUUUUUAGAACCACACAACAAUAUAAAGAACGUUAAUGGAAUCCGAUGUGUCUGUGUGCGUGUGGUGGUGACCAAGUGUUCAGUAUGGGCCUCAACAUGGUGUUCUAACCGGACAACACUGUAGUGAGCAGAACUUAAGCAAUCAGAAUAAGUUACUAGCUGGUGAGGGCAUUCACAGCCGACCGCUGAGACGAGCUCCAGCUAGCUGUUUUUACAUGGACCUAGGUCUCGCAGGAUUUGGCGACCAAUAGUUUUUUCAUGAAUUCAUUGAUUUGAAAUGGAACUGAUGUUAACUCUGGUACAUGGGGAGAGAUGGAUCAAAAAUCCCAAAUGAUUGUGGAAUGAUUUCCAAUGCAGGGUUUAAAGCAUGACUAGCUACCGUUUUAUCAACUUGAGUAUGCAGACAACCCUGUAAAGGUAUUGAUCAGUGAACUGUAUCCUGACCCUACUCUACAUGAUGGCACAAACGGCAGUCUCCAGGGAGAAUAUGCCUGUUUAGGUCCAAUGAAGAUCGUACCCUGAGCCCCACCCUUCACUAACUGAACUGUGGUGCGUUGGUAAAAUCACUGGGGAAGUCCGGUAAAGUCUGCGACGCAUAUUGCAUGUAACAGACAGUUACAUGACCUACAGCUUGGUUAAGCAAGUUAACGUUUCUGACAUUUCGCAAAGAAAACAGGAGCUGCCGCCACUAUUCCAGCACCAUUUCAACUUCAACAUUUCAUCAUCAUCAAAUCACAGUGACAACUAAAACUAAAAGAUACCAGAAACAAUUUAGUCUAACAUAAGCUAAAUAUGAUGUGGCUGUCCAUGGUUCUGAUUUCUGUUUGUGCGCACGCGUUCGUGCAAGUAGAAAAACAUGUUGAGUCACCCUACUUGUAGAGAAACGCCAAUGCCAUCCUCCUCUCUUUCAUGUUUACGAAACGGUCUAUCACUCUGUCAUACAGUACACGCUUUUAUUUUUUUGUUGUCCUAGGUUACCUAGCUAAAAUGCUUGCUCGCUAGCCUAACUUCCAUUCAUGGGCAAUGUUAGCUCGUUAACAUUAGCCUUCUACAUCUAGUUACUGUACAUAUUGAACUUCCAUCCUCUCAGGCCAGGGGCACAACAAUGUAUGAAUUAAUGUUUGGAUCAGAAUUGCCGUUAUAAUAAUUGGCCAGUACAGAGAAUUAAGUAAAACCACAAGUCCAAAUCCCUAUCUCCAUCCAUGGCUAAUUUAGGAAAGGGUCAAAUGUAGCUAGCUAGCUAGCCACCAGAGGACAACAACACAACCAGAUGGGACAAUUCAAGUUGUUUCUCUUAAUGAGGUAUGCUCUCAAAGCGAUUUGAUAGGAGAGACUCCAAAUCCAAGCUGGCUUCCCUUGACUUUUUUUUUCUUUUUUCUGCUAGGACCAUUUACAGUUGAGCUCGCUCUGUUUAGCUCAAUGCUGAUUGGCUAAUUAUUUAUACUUUUUUGUCAAGGGAGACCAAAUGCUCGCUGGCUUCCCUUGCAUUUAAUGCUACAGGCGGCAACAAUGUCAUACUCGUUUGGACCAGACAGUAUCAGAUAGAUGGCCUACACGUAGAGAGACAUAGGGACGCUGUUUCGCUCAUUCGGAUGCGUUCUCCUGUGAGAUACAUACAGCCUCUUGCAAAUUGAAGGAAGCCUGGCUUCCCUUCGCAUCCAUGAAUACACGCCACUGCACGCUACUCUGCGUCAUGACUGGGGUCUAACUGGACCCAGUGGAUGCCAGGCCGGUCAGGAUUUGUAGUGUGUGGGAUAAUAGAUAGAAACAUAGAUAAAACCGCACACUGAGCCAAAUGCUUUGACUCCUGACUCUUCUCUGAUGCCUCAGACUGCUGCUUGGCAGUCCCUAUACUGCUUGGAAAUGGCAGACGUGACCUGAACACUACAUGUACAGAAGUCUGUUGUGCUGUAAUGUACUGUUGGCUUAGGCCGUAGGUUGAAUAAGGGCACAAGCACUUCGAAACUGAACGCCCUUAAAAACAAACAUUCAUUGCAGAUUGAAUAUGUGAUUGUAGAUAUUGGUGUAAUUACCUCUGGCAGCCAUAAUCCCACAUUAAUCCUAGAUUCUGCGUCAUUUACAUUGCAAAACAAUAUCACGAUAUGAUGAGUGACUGAGCCUGUGGAGAUGCGUGACCUGUAAAGCCCGAUUCACAUGACUUGCGCAAGAAUGGCAUUGUGCUGAGCGAGCCAUUGCUUUUCAACGGAGGAGGCAUUGCGCUUCGCAAGAGGGUUGCGGCGAGCUAGGCCCUUUGGGGUCAGCGUUGUUGCACUCCGGUUUUAGGUAAAGUUACACCCCGCACUGUGCUGGAACCAAUGGAGAGCUUGGCGACUUGCACGAGUCAAGUGAAUGGGCCUUACUGUCUGUCCUUUAGGUGACCCUGAGGAAGGACCCAGACUGUGGAGACUUUGGCUUCAGUGUGUCAGACGGCCUCCUGGAGAAGGGUGCCUAUGUCAACAUGAUCCGACCAGAUGGUCCUGCCGACCAGGCUGGGUUGAAACCCUACGACCGCAUUCUGCAGGUACACAUCUUUGUUCAACUAACAUUAUUUUUUUUAAUACAGUAUCUACAUCUGUUUGUUAUGUUGACCUGACUGCUCCUGUCCCAGGUGAACCGAGCAAGGACCAGAGACUUUGACUGCUGCCUGACUGUCCCCCUCAUCACUGAAGCAGGAGACAGCUUGGACCUGGUUAUCAGCAGGAACCCCCUGGCACAGGCAGAUAAUGGGCCGCCUCAGGACUGCGAGGACCCCUCUGAUUCACUGUUCGACUUCCCAUAUUACAGGACCAACAGUAUCGCCCUG